CUCAUUUAUGAAGUACUUGAAAAGCAGCAAACCCUGAUUUGUCUUAUUUCCAUGGGAGUGGUGUGAUAGGUUUGGUUGUGGCCAAUGUCUUCCCUUUGGCUCCUAAAUAUCUUGCUCCUCGUCCAGCCAGCUUUUCAGGUAUCAGGUAAGCUCUUCUUCACUUCCAUCACCAUUGUUACCUUAGCAAUAAGUGGAGCUGCAUCUUUCACAUAAUUUUAUCUGGUGAAAUUUAAAUCAUCUUCUGAAAGUUAAUGUUGUACAGCUAGGAAGUUAAAUCCAUGAAAUGUUAGAUUCAAGGUUAAUUGGUUUAACAUUUUUAUUGCUUAUAACCAUAAGAAAGGUGUGGAAGUCAUUACAAUAAAUUAAUGGCUAACAUAGUUUUGAAUACAAUUUAUUUAUUUGUGUUCUAUUGUUGAAAUAAAGAAUUUACUCCUUUCCCUAUAUAGAAGUUAGUCUUUUCCCUGUUACUUAUUUUUGCACGAUACAGAAAUAAAUUGUAAAUAUAAGAUAAAUAUUUUUUGAUCUAACAAUAUUACACAAGCAAUAUAUCCAACACCUGCAUUUACAUCAUAAAAAAGCAUCUGGUUUAUAUAUCAAGGGUAUCCUUUGCACUGACACAAAGCUAUUUGAUCUAGUGGAACCUUCCAUCAAUGGAAUAGGGAAAGUGGCAAUGUUUGCCAUUUCUCACUCCCCUUGCAUCUCCCUCCCACCCCCAUGUGCCAAAGAUCCCCCAAGAGUGUUGGGGUCCUCCCCAUUCAGCUAAUGGAGGGCUCCACUGGAUCAAUGAGCUUUCCUUCAGUGUGAAGGACAACACUGGUUACAGCCCUUUGGAGCCUCUUUCUCAUGAAGGGAAAUCACCAUAUUGUUAGCUAUACUUCAAUAGAAGAAUCAUUUUUUGAAGUGGCUGGAGUUCUUUAAUCAUGUAGAUGAUGGUCUAUUAACCUAUGUAGUUUUAUUUUCUAGAUAUGUUAGAUAACCAAUUGCUCAGUUCAUACUCCUUACUGUUGAUACCCGUUUUAAUGAAUCAAGGAUUAGUCAUGCUUUAUGUUUUUGUAUUAUAUUGCUUUUAGGGUUGUUGUUGUUUUUAUUUGUAAUUCACCUCUAGAUUAGUUUCUGGUGAAAAGGUGGUACAGAAAUUCUUUUAAUUAACUAAAGCAAUAAUAUAUCAGUUGUUCACCAUAUGUUUUCUUUUAUUAAAAGCAGAUGCCCCAAAACAUUUGUCACAGCCCAAAUACUCCACCAAAGCUGCUUUUAGCCAGUGGGUAAAUGAAAAUAUAUGGCACAAUACAAGGGUCAUAUGUUUUUCCCUGCACAGUUAAAUUGUUGGGGUUUCGGAUGGAAUUGGCAUCAGAGAGGAAAAGGAUCAACUCACUCUUCCCUAUCUGCACACCAAGUUGGCCCCAGCACUGUGGUUUAACAAAAUAGAAAGAUGUUAAGGGAACCAAUUUCAGAUCUCACACAUGCCUACUUUGUCCUUCAAACGUAUUAAAGAAAUAUAACAUAAAAAUAUUUCUGUUGGCAUGGCUGAGGGUUUUUAGAAGUUUUAUUUAUAAAGAUUUAAAAAAAAAAUAAAAAACCCUCACCAUGAAAAUGAAAUGUUGCUUAAAAAUAGAUACCAACAACAAUAGGUAAAGGUUAAACGGACCCCUGACCAUUAGGUCCAGUUGUGGCCAACUCUGGAGUAGCGGUGCUCAUCUCGCUUUAUUGGCUGAGGAAGCCAGCAAACAGCUUCCGGGUCAUGUGGCCAGCAUGACUAAGCCGCUUCUGGCGAACCAGAGCAGCGCACAAAAACACCAUUUACCUUCCUGCCAGAGCGGUACCUAUUUAUCUACUUGCACUUUGACGUGCUUUCGAACUGCUAGGUUGGCAGGAGCUGGGACUGAGCAAUGGGAGCUCACCCUCUCAGGGGGAUUCGAACCACCGACCUUCUGAUCGGCAAGUCCUAGGCUCUGUGGUUUAACCCACAGCGCCACCCACGUCUCUUGCCAACAACAAUAGCAUAGUAUUUAGAAUAAAAUAAACUGCCAACUAUAUCUGCCACAAAGAAUCAAAAUUAGUGACUUAUAAAUGGAAUAGGUUAUUGACCACUGAAAAAUAAGGCACUGUACUGGAUCAUGAAAAUAAAGUACAGUAUUAACAUGAAAGGCAUUUCUCCCUUUUCUAUGUCAAUAUUACUGCCUCUUAUUCUGAAUCCUGGUAUUACCAUUCUACCAGUGGUUGAGAUAUUGGAAAGUAUGUGGAACUUCCUCCCUAGUUUCCUAUUCUUCUUCCUCUCUUGAUUUUGCAGAUAGUGACAGCUUUCUGAUAUAUAAUGAAAACAUCAAGCUCUGUAUACAAUCUCAGAAAUCUGGUUCCAUCAUCCUGGUCAACUGCGAUGAGGAUAAUGAGUGGCAACAUUUCAAGUGGGUUUCCGACGACCAGGUUUUGAACAUGGCAGUGAAGUUAUGCCUGGCAGUGCCUUCCAAGUCAAACCUGGUUGCCCUCACCCUCUCUCCCUGCAAUGAGACCAGUGAACUUCAGAAAUGGGAAUGCAGAAAUGACAGCCUCCUUGCACUCGAACAGGGGGAUUUGUUUUUAAAUCCCGAAGGUGGCCGAAAAAGCCGUCUUAUACUUUCUAAAGUAGCCACCAGCAAGAGUACCUGGAAGAUCUAUGGAACGAAAGACAGCCUGUGCUCUAAGGCCUAUGAAGGUAAAAUUCAGAGAAUCUGUCCUCUUUCUCUAGAUGAUCAGAUGGUCAAGGCUGACAUAGACAUGGUGCUAACCACAUAACUUCAAAACAUAUCCAUAGAAAACCCAUCUUGUUGCAGUCAUGGGAGUCCAGUUUUCAUCAGGACCAGAGCAAAGGGAGAGCAGCUGUUUAGCCCUGUUUGUUGUAUUAUUUAUGAAAUAAAUGUCUCAGCCCAGCCUCUUUAUCUCUCUGACCAUCUCUUUCUAUAUCUCUCUAACACACACACACACACACACACACACACACACACUAGCAUCUUACUCCUUUCUUUAACAAAGUACAGUGGUACCUCGGGUUAAGUACUUAAUUCGUUCCGGAGGUCUGUUCUUAACCUGAAACUGUUCUUAACCUGAAGCACCACUUUAGCUAAUGGGGCCUCCUGCUGCCACCGCGUUGCCAGAGCACGAUUUCUGUUCUCAUCCUGAAGCAAAGUUCUUAACCCAAGGUACUAUUUCUGGGUUAGCGGAGUCUGUAACCUGAAGCGUAUGUAACCUGAAGCGUAUGUAACCCGAGGUACCACUGUAGUGAUAAUCUGCAUCCAGCCAAAUUCAAGUACUGUAAGAAAGCUUCCAUGUCAUAUUAGAAGUGGAUGGCUUUAUUUUUUGGUCUUGGAGGGCCCAACACUUGAAACACAAAAUACUGCUACCAGGACUGGGGUCUCUGGGCUGUAGACCUGGAGGUUCAAGGGUAGCGAUGGUGUGUGUGUGAAAUUCUAUUCAGUUUGCAUUUAAAGCUGAAUCCAGCACAUCUGAACUUUUGAAAAGCAAUACGAAAACUGAAACACAGCUACCCUUCAAAAUUCGCAGUUAUCUAAAUUUUUUUGAUAUUGUUCUCUGAGUAUUCACAAAAAGGGAUCUAAUAGGAAAGUGCAUUAAAAAAAGAAUAUAUUUGUGAAAAUAACAUACAAAAUGCAUUAUGUAAGGGAAAUUGCAAAAAAAAAAGUGCAUUAGUCAAAACUGCAUAUAAAAAAUGUGUGCAUUAGGAGAAAUUCAUACUAAAAUCACGGAGAAAUUUUAUGAGGAUUUUUUAAAAUAAAAAAUUGCUGAAUCUCUCCUUCCACAGUAGACAAAUGCACCCUUUCCAAUAGAUGUUUAAAUGAUGUUUUGAAACUGUAUGAAUUACUGGGGUCGGGGGACAUGCAAGGAUAGAAAUAUAGCCUAACAGUAUCAGUUCAAUUUCCACUAGUGCCAUUUGCCUGAGCAGGAAAUGCUUUCACUUCCUUUGCAUUGCAACAAGGGGCCAGAUUUACCAACACUGGGUGGUUGGUGGCUUUCUGUUUAUUUUGCAACUCUACUCCUGUGUAGAAAUUUCAUGAUGGGCACCAGAGUUUAAGUAUGCAUAGCAUGCAGCCUACUUCAAAAAGUCUUAGGAAGACAGCAAGAUACUUUGUACCAUGUCAAAACUUUGGCUCAUCCACAUCGUAUUGUCAGCAGCUCUCCAGGGUUUCAUUUAGAAGUCUUUCCCAACCUUUCCUGGGGAUACCAGGGACUAAUGAUCCACUCCAAUUAAAAGGGAAGUUGCACGUGUGCAUUCAUGCAACAGAAUGAAUGUUCAAAACCUAGUUAAUGUCAACGGGGAAGCCUGUCUACACAGAAAGUCAACAUAUGCAUCUGAGUAUAUCUGGCAUUCUGUGUUGAGGACUUUGUCUUCAUCUCUUCUGCUUACCAACUUCUGUUCUUACAACAGAUCAAAAUUAUUUCAUCAUUGCAUCUAUUCAAUUUUCUUUUAGCUCUGUAUACCUUAGAAGGCAAUUCUUUUGGAGCCCCCUGUAUGUUUCCAUUCAAGUAUCGGAAUGAAUUGUAUGCUCAGUGCAUAAGAGACAAUGAUGAACAUGGGCGACUUUGGUGCGGAACAACUGCAGACGUGGAUAGAGACUCUUUAACCGGAUAUUGUCCAGUGAAAGGUAAACAAAAAGGGUUUGUUUGAGCCUUUGGCAUUGUGCAUUUGUUGCUUAGAGGAAUGUUCGUCUUAACAAAGAGAAAAGAGAACUAGUCGUUAUUAUAUCUGUUCUACAGGUUGUACAACUUAGAAGAAAAUGGGGAGAGGGAUCUUUCUCCUGUGAAUCAGAGCAAAAUGAAUUGUCAGUAAUGUCAGGGUCCCCUUACAGGAUCAGGCUCACACUUCUUCAAUUGAAAGAAACAGAUGUCAAGCCAAAAGCAAGGUCCACAGUAGAGUUGGCAAACUGCUGUAUGCAGGGUACAGCCAGUUUUCCUCUGGCCCUCUCAUCUCCUUUGAGCCAAUCAGCUGUUCAGUGGGGAGCAGCUUAGAUGGAAAAAGAUUUUGAUAUUCUCCAAAGUGUGCAAUUGCAGGUCUUUCCCCUGCUGCAAGAAGAUCAAAGCAGAGGGAGAAAUGUCUUGGCAGACUUCUGUCCCUUGCAAAUAGGCUUUUGAAUUUUUUUCAGUUGCAUACUUGCAAUUUUCAGGAUGCACUUACACCUUGGCAUUUGACACACUGAAUAGGCAUAAGGCAGCGCUUGUAGUUUACCUGCACAUUGACCUUCUUUGUAUUGUUUUCAUGGGAUUACUGCACAGCUGCCAACAGAGAAGAGGUCAGAUUUUGGGGAGUCAGCUGGGGCUCUAGACUCUUAGCUUUAAUUUUUAAAAGAUGGAAGCCAGUUGGACAGAGGUGACUAAAGACUCUUUAAGCAGACAUUGUCCAGUAAAAGGUAAAACCAAGUUUGUUUAUUUAUAAUUCACAGUUUUAAUUUAAAAAAAAAAUCACGGGGAGUACAACAUAUAAGAAUAUGCCAGGCCCUUACUUUGCCAUCAUGUAUGAGCUGCUUAGAGGAAUGUUUCUCCUACACAGAAAAAGGGAAAUAGUCAUUAUUGCCUCUGUUUUACUGAUUGUGCAACAUAAGCAGAAGAGGGUGGGGGUGGGGGGAACUUUCCCCUAAGAGUGAGAGUAAAAUAAAUAUAAAGAAUGCCAGAGCUCCAUACAGGAUUAGGUCUGCACUUCUUAACUUGAAAGGGACUGAGAUGAUGAUGUAGUUCAGUUCAAGACAAAAUCAAGGUCUAGAGCAGAAGUGGGGCAGCCAGAUUCCAUUUGUCCCUUGGUCUUCUCCCAACCCUCAGUUGUUCAGUGGGGAACAGCUGAAAGAGUUUUGAUGUUGUAUGAACCAUGCAGCUGCAGAUCCUUUCUCUUAGGUAAGAAGACCAAAGCAAAGAGGGAACCAGAAGGUACAAUUUGAGUAGAGCUACUAAAAUGAAAUAUUUGCCUUUGUUUCUGUGUGGAACAAUGGUCUCUGUGUGUGAUGGUGUGUUAAAGAUAAGUGUGUCUGGUCCUUCCUGUUUUGGGAUCUGGCCAGUGGUGACUCAUGCAGUGGGUGGGGUAGAGUUGUAUAUACAUCCAUGCAUUAGGUGUGAAUGUCUACAGGGAUAAAGCCAACUCAUGUAAACUAACCUGAAACCUGAAGUCCUCUUUGCACACAGGGUUCCAGGAAGCGUAAAUAGAAAUUGAUGUGGUUAGGUUGCUGCGCCUGAAGAUAUCCCCACCUAAUGCUUGAAUAUUGCAAAUGGGGCUUCGGAAGCCACAUUAUUAUGGAGGGAGGCCCAGGGUGCUGCUCUAUAUGAUUGGGUAUCCUCUGGAAAAGUGGUGUCUUGAUCAAUCAGGUUUAUCUCACUUGCAGAUUUAGCUUUGCCAUUUGUGAUUUUAUAAUUUGACACUAGUGUUAACAAUGCUUACAGAUGAUGAAUUCUUCUGGACCAAAAACCAUUGGACAGGGAAUCUCUACCAGAUCAAUUCCCGCUCAGCUCUAACAUGGUACCAAGCAAGAAAAAGUUGCCGGCAACAGAAUGCAGAUUUACUGAGCAUCACCAGUUUACAUGAACAGGCGUACCUGACAGGUAGAACAUAAUAAAGCACACCUAAAGAAGUGAUCAGUUCUAAUAAUAUUUUGCUACAUAAUCAAUAUUGUCUCAACUAUAGGGAGCAAUUUCAUAAACAUAAUAUAAUAAGUACCCUUACUCCCAGCAGAAUUAAUUUGAAUGUCAUCCAUUUCAAAUGAUCCCACUGCAGAUUAUUCUUUGCAUUCAUGAUUACCAGAUCUCCUAGCAGGUCCUCUGUGUCUUUGACAACAGUAGAAGCAGAAAUUAAUUGAUUAAAUCUAAUGAAGCAUAGCAUCGGCAUACUAGAUGAAAUGUUUCAUCAUAUUAAUUUCUGCUUAAAAUUUAGCUAUACUGGAAUAAAAGCUGCCAUCCUAGAAGCGAUUUUUGUUGUGGUUUAAUUUUGCUUCCUUCCACCCAGCUUCAUAAUUAUGGAUCCCAUAGCUACAUAAUACAAGACAACUGAUUUUCUUUUCAUUGAAUAGGAUUAAUAAAUAGUAUGACUGCUGCCUACUGGAUUGGUCUGAUCAGCUUUGAUGCUGAGAGUGGAUGGCAGUGGAUUGGUGAUCGUCCUUUCAGAUAUUUAAACUGGGCUCCAGGUAAGUGAAUCGUAAUAUAUAUAUUAUUCUAUCUGAAUCGUAGCAUGAGGCACAUCUGCCUGCUCGGAGCAAGCCACCCUCCCGGAAGGGAGUAGUGUAACUGUCAAAAGGAAGGUUAGAGGUUGGGCGCGCGUGCCAAGUUCAAAUGUGGAGGCGCGCGGAAGUACAGGGAGCCCGGAGGAGGAGCCAGGUCCCAAAGCCCGCAGGAGGGGGGAAGAGCAAUCUGGGGAUUCCGCGUCAGGGGAAUCCAGGAGGGGCGAAACCCCAGCGGGCAGGAAGACCCUGCGGAAAAGGAAAGAGAGGAAGAGGUGGAGCAGCGCAAGCCUCUUAAACUGGUGCAGGGGAGGGACUGACUCAGAGGGGACUUCAACGGUCUAAAGCGUAACAGACGUGGGGCUGCGCGCCUCGGAUGUGAAGCAAACAAUGAACUCCAAUAAACACUUUUGUAUAUAAGAAGAAAUUGGCGUUGGUCUUUUGUGAGCUGAGACCUGAGGCAGCCCUGACAUAUAUAUAUAUUAUUUCUCCCGUGUUUUAGUGUUUUGUCCCUGUAGUUUCUUGUAUAGAUAUUCCAAGAAUACUAUUUUCUCUUGAGAUAUAAAUACUUCUGCAAACAGGAAAACAAAUAACAUGCAUUUCUAUUUAAAACAUUACGAAUUACUUUUUAGCAGUGCUCCUAAAAAUGCAGAGCCUCCAAAUGAAUGAUAAAUACAGUGUUGCUAUGUUAACACAGGGCAUAGAUAAUGAUUGUUUCUCUCACUCUUUCUUAAAGGGAGCCCAUCCCCAGAAACAGAAAAAUUAUGUGGAUCAAUGCUGUCUAAGAAUGGCAAUUGGGAGAAUGAUAAGUGCCACCAGAAACUUGGAUACAUUUGCAAGAAAGAAAACUCUUCAUUAGAUGUUUCUUUUAUUCCUUCAGGUAGGAUGCUAACCUGGGAAUGAAGUUCACAUAUAUUUCAUUAUGUCAUAAGUUGUGGAGUUUGCCAAUGGCAAUAUUACAUUUUUUAAAAUCUUAUCUCUAGCAGUGGAGGUUUUGCUGUUUGUAGCAGUAUAUGCAAUAUAGAACACUUUAUUGAUGUCCGGUGGCAAAGGAACCAACUGCCACGGCAGGUUGCCAGGAACAGAUAAGACAAGAAAAAGUCAUUACCAUCUGCUUUUUCAUUCAAUAUUCACAGAGAGAGGCUUGGGAAUGCAGCCUCUUGGAAUAAUGACGUUGUCCCGAGUAAAUCUCCACCCCUCCUUCGCUCCCACUUCCUCAUUCAUCAACAGCACCACCACCCCUACGGUAGCUGCUUAGGGUCAUUUGUCUUCAAGCUCUUUGCUCUCCUACUUUUAAGGCUCGCCGGGUUCUGGGAGAUGGAGGAUGUGGAAUGCUUUCUAAUGACAAUGUGUCAGCCAGCUGCUGCUCCGGCUCUGCCUCCUCCUCCUCUUCCAUUUUUCCCCAACUUUCCCCCUCAUCUGCCUCUGAGCUGCGGCCUCCCUCAAACCCCUGUUGUAAUUCUGAACUGUCUUCUUCUCUAGAAGGGUCAGGCUGGGGAAGCGGUCUCCACUGUUCCUCCUCUGCCCAGUCCCUGACAAUUGGACUGAGAUGCCAGAGGAUAUAUUGUCAUUAGCUAAGAAUAAGUUAUCAACUGUAUUAUUAAACUUAACAGGUAGCAUUCCCAUCUGUUGUUGCCAUUACACAGCAAAUCCCACAUUCCCAUAGGUGAAAUAAAUGUAUUUGAAUACAAUAAUUGUUGGUAAUUCUAUUGACAAUAAUAUCCUCAUGGUAAAGAACUGGCUACUCUGUCUUGUUAAUAUUGAUUGUCAGAUUUGCCUCUGAUAUAUUUUAUAUACACAAAUUAAGGAAUUGAGAUUAUGACAUCCUAAUAGCAUAACACACUUUCUUCUUUUAAAAAAUCCUCCAGUCAUGCUAUCUUAAAUUUGAUCUCUUUUUAGAUGGCUUGAAACCAAUUAAAUGUCCAGAUGGCUGGGCUGCAUUUGCAGGUCACUGUUACAGCCUUAAAAGAGACCUUAAAACAUGGAAGAACGCGUUAUGGUCCUGCAGAGAAGAAGAUGGAGAUUUAAUAAGUAUUCACAGCAUUGAAGAAUACAGCUUUGUCAUAUCUCAGCUUGGCUACCGUAAGUAUAUCUAGAAAGUUUGGUCCUUCUGGUAUCUGCUAAAUAUGUGAGAUUAAGAGAGAGAGUUUUUUGUUUUGCAUUUUUGUUACCACGUGCAAGAAGGGAAUGUUACUGAGUCUCCCACCCUGGGGGGAGGGGGAAGCACCAGUAUGCUGUAUUGAACAUGAGACCCAAAUGUGAGAUGUGGCACUAUUACAGCCUUCAACAAACUUCACCAAACCUAGGCCUCCAGCUGUUUCUGGACUACAACUUCCAUCAUCCCUUGUUGUUGUUGUUUAGUCGUUUAGUUGUGUCUGACUCUUUGCGACCCCAUGGACCAGAGCACGCCAGGCACUCCUAUCUUCCACUGCCUCCCGUAGUUUGAUCAAACUCAUGCUGGUAGCUUCGAGAACACUAUCCAACAAUCUCGUCCUCUGUAAUCCCCUUCUCCUUGUGCCCUCCAUCUUUCCCAACAUCAGGGUCUUUUCCAGGGAGUCUUCUCUUCUCAUGAGGUGGCCAAAGUAUUGGAUCCUCAGCUUCACGAUCUGUCCUUCCAGUAAGCACUCAGGGCUGAUUUCUUUCAGAAUGGAUAGGUUUGAUGUUCUUGCAGUCCAUGGGACUCUCAAGAGUUUCCUCCAGCAUCAUAAUUCAAAAGCAUCAAUUCUUCGGCGAUCAGCUUUCUUUAUCCCUAGUUGUAUACAAAUUUAAUAAUAAUAGGAUCCUGUGAAACACCUGGGUUUAUUGCAAUUAAAGUUUGUGAGCAAAUAAACAAGAUGCAUUUGUGUUCUUAGAGUCAACAGAUCUUCUCUGGAUAGGACUGAAUGACCAGAAGAUUCUGAAGUAUUAUGAAUGGAGUGAUGGUUCUACAGUGAGACUCACCAAGUGGCAGAAAGGAAAACCCGCACACAUAAAUGAUGAGCAAAGUGCCUGUGUCAUUAUGAAUGGGGAGGUAAAAAACACGGAACCCCCAACAAAGAUGUAUUUCCUUGGAUUCAGUUUUGUGUGAAAGAUCAAAUACAUCCAGGUCCUGCUUUCCGAACACAAUGCGUUCCCAGGAAUUUGUUAGACGAGCAUUCACAUAACAAGUUGACAAUUUACAUCAUUUCUUAUGGGAAUAUUUUUAAUCUGUCCAAUCACUCUCCUCCCUCCCUCCACGGUUUCUUCCUGAAAUGGCUGCAGCCAACCAGGAAAAGAGAUGCAAAGGGGGGGGGGACUGAUUUGUCUGCUCUCUCCUGCUCCCUGAUUUGUCCGAUCUCUCUCCCUCCCUGCAUGGUUUCUGCCCAAAAAAGGUUGUCACCGACCACAAAUGCACAAACAAGUAAGGAGGGAGAAGAUUUUGGCUGCUUGGAUUUCUGAAUCUGCGGUGGGCAUAGCAAGGUCUAGGUACUAAUUCUUCAUUUCUGAUAACAAAAUUUGUGGAUAACAAGCGUUCUGAUAGCAGGACCUGUGUGUAUAGUGGUGCACCUGGUGCACCUUCACAACCCCAGUCUGUCCUACUGUCCCAGUAAGCGGCAGUGCUGGUGUCAGGAGGGCAUCUCCACAUGACACCCUUCCCCAUACCAACUGCUCUUGUUGAGAGCUAAUUGUAUGUUACAAGGAGGCAGCAAUUUCCAUUCUAUCUCAUGUUAGUCACAAUCAGCGCUGUUUCUCUUCUGCUACAUGUAGAACCAUCUUCUUGAGAAUGUCACCUUUAUUCUUUUGAUUUUUGUUUUUAAAAGAGGAAGCGUUUCACAGAUAUGAUUGUGCCAGUACUUAGGUGGGAAUUGCUUGUUGAAAUAUCAGAAGCCAAACAUGUGGCUGGAUAAACUUCCACUCAUUGGUGGUUAUGCUCCAGCGCAAUGUUUUCAGAAUUUAUUAUUAAUAUUAAUAUUAAUAUUAUAUCCUACCCUUUUCCCUGAUAGGGGCUCAAGGCACCUCACAGCUAGAUAUAGUACAACUAGUCAAUGCUUUUUAAGGACAAGAUAAUGCAAUAGAAAGCUUUGUAUCAACACAAAAGACAUCAAGCAUCAAGAAAAUGAGGAAGUGUAUACUUCUUCACUGAAAUGUUUAUUUCUUUAUUUUUCCAUUUCCAGAGUGGAUAUUGGGCAGAUUAUUUCUGUGAAGAGGAACUUGGCUUCAUAUGUAAAAGAGAACCGUUGGGAUUUCUUCCUGAAGAACCUGAAAAUGUUGAUCCAAAUUGCAAGAAAGUAAGUUUAAAGUAAACUGUACAGUAGUUUAACAAAUGAAAGAAGGUUGAUAAAUAAAAGAUUAGGAAGAGAAUUUUUAACAUCGGACAAAAUUAUGAAAAGAGGAGUAUUGUAUAUAAAAAACAAAUAUGACCCACAGCAGAUCUUCAUGGAAGAGGAGGGAAGAGUGAUAGCUGUACAGUUAAAGUUGCAAGGCAAAAUAAAUAAAUAAUUGUGGGGAUAUAUGCCCCAAAUGAGAGGAAAUCGGAAUUUUACAAAUCUUUGGAGGAAAAAUUAUUUGAUUAUAUGGAUCAGAAAAUAAUAGUAAUGGGGGAUAUGAAUGGGGUGGUUUCCCUUGAAAUGGGCAGAACAAUAAGGAAAAGGAAUACUCAAAAGAAGGGAAACUCCCAAUGGCUUUUUUUAAGUUGAUGGAAAGCUUGAACCUAAUAGACAUUUGGAGAUUCAACUAUCGAUUAGAAAGACAGCACACUUUUUUCUCUGAGCCAAAUCAAUCUGCCGGAAGAAUAGACUCCAGUGAACUGACAAUAAGAGUGGGGAACGUGAAGAUAUUGCCAAGGACUCUCUCAGAUCAUAAUGCAAUAUUAUUGGAUUUGAGAAGUGAAGGGAAUUCAACAUUUAGAUGGAAAUUGAAUGAAGGCCUAUUAGAUAAUCAAAUGAUUCUACAAAAAGCCCAAAAAACUAUAAAAGGUUAUUUUGAAUUAAAUUUGAAUAAGGAAACUGAUAUAAAUAUGGUGUGGGAGACUAGUAAAGCAGUAAUGAAAGGUUUCUUUAUACAACACAAUACGUUUCAGAAAAAGUUAAGGGAGAAGAAAAAGAUACUUGACGAACUCAUUAAAAAUGAAAAAGAGUUAACUAAGAAACCUGGAAAUACAUUGAUAAAACAAAAUAUUAAGAUGCUGCGAACCCAAUUUUCAACAUUAAUUAAUUAAGUAGUAGAAUGGAAAAUAAAAUAUAUAAAACAAACAAAAAUUGAAUUUGCAAAUAAACCAGGAAAGCUUUUGGCAUGGCAAUUGGAAAAAAACAAGACCAAAAUAUAAUCAAUAAGAUAAAAGUAGAGGAGAAAUUAAUAGAUAACCCAAAAGAAAUUAGAAAAAAAUUCUUAAAAUUUUAUAGAGACUUAUAUAAAGCUGGAAAAGAGGAUUUAGAAAAAAUGGAGGACUAUUUAAGGCAGAAUAAUUUACCAAAAAUUCCGAAAGAACAGAAAGAUCAGUUAAAUGCACCAAUAACAAUGAUAAACUAACCUAACAGUAUGGUCUUUUCUAUGCUAAAUGGGAAAGAAAGGGAAGCUUUGCAAACGAUUUAAAAGGGGGAUAUUUUAAAGGUCUAAUAGGUUGCAUUUCCACACAUUACUUUGCUGCAUGUUUUCUUUUUUUAAACCUCUGUUUGUAUUACGCCCAAACUUGUAAUACUGUAGUAACAUGUGGUUGUUGGUUCUUCUAUAUGAACAGGGCUGGAAAAGGCAUGGUUCCUAUUGUUACUUAAUUAGCCAAACAUCUGCAACGUUUUCAAAAGCAAAUACAUUCUGUGAAACAAAUAAGGGAUCACUGGCUUCUGUGGAGAACAGGUAAAGGGAAGCCCAUGGGUUUGUUGUUCAGAGGGCAUGUUUUAGUCUAUUCUCCCCCUUGUUGGGCAUGAAAGAGAGAAAAAAAUGACUUUCCUGUGACUAUGGGCUGUUUCCAACUAAAGUUUACUCAGAGUAAACCUUCUGAAAUUAAUUGACAUAUGUUAUCCAUGCUCAUUAAUUUCAGUGGGUCUACUUUACUCUGAAUAGGACUAACAACUUUUUUCUGUUUCUGUGAAUGAAAGGUGCAAUGCCUUUAUUUUAAGAUGUUAAAUUCUUUGGCCACAUAACAAAUAUUAAGAUUUGACCUGCAGCAUGCGACUAAGCUACUUUCUUGAAUGAGCGGCUCCUCUCAUUUCUUGUGAAUUUCCUAUCUGAUUUGCAAUCUGUGGCUUGCCUCACUUUCCUGAAACAUCUGCACUACAUAGAAUCAUAGAAUCAUAGAGUUGGAAGAGACCACAAGGGCCAUCGAGUCCAACCCCCUGCCAAGCAGGAAACACCAUCAGAGCACUCCUGACAUAUGGUUGUUAAGCCUCUGCUUAAAGACCUCCAAAGAAGGAGACUCCACCACACUCCUUGGCAGCAAAUUCCACUGUCAAACAGCUCUCACUGUCAGGAAGUUCUUCCUAAUGUUUAGGUGGAAUCUUCUUUCUUGUAGUUUGGAUCCAUUGCUCCGUGUCCGCUUCUCUGGAGCAGCAGAAAACAACCUUUCUCCCUCCUCUAUAUGACAUCCUUUUAUAUAUUUGAACAUGGCUAUCAUAUCACCCCUUAACCUCCUCUUCUCCAGGCUACAUGGAUCUUGCAGUCUUUCCGACAGAUUUAAUCAUUGUCUCAGUCUGUGUUUUUCUGUCUAAAGUGAGUGAAUGUUUUCUAGAAUUCCUUCUAAGAUCCUUAAUGCUAUGCUGUAUGUGGCCACUUGUGGCCUAAUGUGCAGUCUGGGCUGAGAUUCUUCUGUUUCACAGUUUCUUUCUCGGGAUGCCAUUGUAGUUUUUGUUUUGUACUUGUGAAAGAGUUGUAGUCUGAAUUUUGCUGAUAAAUGCAACAUGCAGAUGUAUUGCUUUGUGAUAGUGGACCUGUAGGCUUAAGAUUUUCCAUUUUUUCACUGUGAGCUAUCUCUUGUCAUUCCAAAAUGUGCAUUUUGACUGGAUGAGAGCUAGCCUGUUUUAAAAUGUAGGAAAUUAAUAAUCAUUUGAAUGCAUCAAUUACACAUCGUUCCAGUGUGGUGUAGUGGUUAAGAGCAGUGGACUCGUAAUCUGGUGAACCGGGUUCUCAUCCCCGCUUCUCAGCUGCUGGGUGACCUUGGCUAGUCACACUUCUCUGAAGUCUCUCAGCCUCACUCACCUCAAAGAGUGUUUGUUGUGGGGGAGGAAGGGAAAAGGAGAUUGUUAGCCGCUUUGAGACUCCUUAGGGUAGUGAUAAAGCUGGGUAUCAAAUCCAAACUACUAUUCUUCUCUUCUUCUUCCCUACAGAUAUGAACAGGCCUACCUGACUAGUCUAGUUGGGCUUCGUUCUGAAAAAUAUUUCUGGAUUGGCCUUUCAGAUGUACAGCAACGAGGGACAUUCAAAUGGAUCAAUAGAGACAAUGUUCUGUUCACCAACUGGAAUUCAGGAAUGCCUGGUAGGUACUGCCUGAAGUCUAUCAGGAAUGUUUUGAUGGCAAGGGAAAAAAUAGAUAUACAGUCAUACCUCAGUUUUCAAACGUAAUGGGUUCUGGAAGACCGUUCGAGUUCCAAAACGUUCGAAAACCAAGGUGCAAAGGGCAGUCUGCCAAUUUUAAUAGAGAAAAUUGAGAAAAAUAACUCAGCGAAAGCUGCUUGACUUCCAAGGCGUGUUAAAAAAUGGAAGCAUUUACUUCCGGGUUUACGGCGUUUGAAAACCGAAACGUUUGUCAACAGAGAGGUUCAAAAACCGAGGUACCGCUGUAUAAGAAGGAAAAUUCCUGGGUGCCAUGAUGCAAGUUGGGUGCAAGUACUCUUUGGUGAGAGAACCACAGCAAAGAUUUAAUAUACAUACAGUGGUACCUCAGAAGUCGAACAUAAUCUGUUCUGUAAGGACGUUUGACUUUGCUCGACUUCCAAGGUGCAGCUUCUGAUUGGUACUUGCAGACAGCAGAAGCCACAUUGGACGUUUGGCUUCUGAGGAACGUUCAAAAACCAGAACACUUACUUCCAGGUUUUUGUCGUUCAGGAGCCCAAACUUUAGGCAAUGGAGCCGUUCAACUUCUGAGGUACCACUGUAUAUAUUCAGCUACGUAACUCAUUGAAAUGUGCUUUUCCAUGCAGCAUCCAGAAAAGCUUGCACAGGCAGCAAAACUUGGCUUAGUUCCAAAGUGUUGUAAGCGCCUAUGUUAUUGGAACAGGAGCUCAAGAGAGGCUUGUUAGAGUUAUGUGGUCUGAACUUGGAGCAACCAGCUUAGCCCUCCUCACACACUGAGCUUCUCAGAUAGACUGAAGGAAAACAAAUGCUUGAUUACCUAGUCCAGUGGUAGUCAAGCUUUUUAUACCUACCGCCCACUAAUGCAUUUUUCAAAUUUCCUUACCGCCCACCAGUGCUGCAGUAACAUGGGGUGUGAUCCACCUGGAAUCCUGAAAUGCCCACUAGUGGGUGGUAGGGACCAGGUUGAUGUUAGGUACUGAAGUUCUCACCCUGGGCCAGCAGGGGGAUACUGUAGAUAGUUUUCACUCAGGUCUACAUAUGCAAAUAAGGAAUUGAAAGUGACCUUCAGUGAUUGGAUAGUUAUAGAAAGUUGUUACUGUUGCAUUGUAGUGGAGCUCUAUAUAAGCAGGCUGGCUGAACCCUUCAGUUCAGUUCUGUUCUGGGCCUGUGAAUAAACAAGAGCUGUUUGAAGAAUCACUGUGUCGUCUGAUAUGUUCACCACAACUUAACAGUUGACUAUCCCUGACCUAGUCCCUCCAAGGUGAGCUAAGCCUGGCAGGACAGCUUACUCUUUGGUCUUAACCCCCUCAUCCAUUAUUUAGACUUAAGCAGGUUAUAUGAGGUGGGCUAUCCAACAGAAUCAUAUUUUACAAAACCUUUCUCUAGCUGUUUUGAGUGUCUAUGAAGGACAAGCUCAAUUGAAUUGGCUCUUGUCUUGAGUCUCCAGAAGGGCAACAAUCUGGCUGUGUAGCCAUGAGAACUGGGACUGCAGCUGGACUGUGGGAUGUUGUGAACUGUGAGGAGACGGCAGCCUUCAUCUGCAAACAAUGGGCAGAAACUAUGACAACAACUCCUGCCCCAUCAACAAUUCCCCCACCCCCAUGCCCAGAAGGAUGGCUUCAAAGCCCUUACAGAAGUGUGUGCUUUAAAGUGGGUAUACUGCUUCUUGAAUCCAAGUUCUUGUUUGUUUCAAUAUCAAAGCAAAGAGAGAAAUUACUUUUGUCUAAGUGAACCUUUUGAGAUAUUUGAGGAUGUGAUUUUUAGUUUUCAGUUUAACUGCUUGGUGCAGGAUUUUGUUGUUAUUCUUUUUUAAGUGGGUUUUAGUUCAAUGUUUUGUACUGUGGUUUAUUUGAAGUGUCAAUAUUCAAUUGCCUUUUAAAUGUUCCUCCACACAGGGCACCAAGCCAAAGUAGGGGUGCCACUGCAGGGUGUUUCAAUUAUGAUGUAGUACACACACGGGUGGCGCUGUGCUCUAAACCACUGAGUCUCUUGGGCUUGCCGAUCAGAAGGUCGGUGGUUCAAAUCCCCAUGACAGAGUGAGCUCCCUUUGCUGUGUCCCAGCUCCUGCCAACCUAGCAGUUCGAAAGCACGCCAGUGCAAGUAGAUAAAUAGGUACCACUGCAGAAGGAAGGUAAAUGGUGUUUCUGCGGGCUCUGGUUUCCGUCACAGUGUUUCAUUGCACCAGAGGCGGUUUAGUCAUGCUGGCCACAUGACCCGGAAAGCUGUCUGUGGACAAAUGCCUGCUCCCUCAGCUUGAAAGUGAGAUGAGCACCGCAUCCCCAUAGUCGCCUUUGACUGGACAUUACCAUCCAGGGGUCCUUUAGCUUUUCUCUCUUUUUUAGUGCAUGUGCAGAACAGAAAGCAAGAGUCGGGGGGGGCACUGAAUUGUGUCCUUGCAGAGGGUGCCACUGAAAUUUGAAAGUCCAAAGUCCACCCCUGUCUCCAGAUAGGGAUGGGAGGGGACACUUCCUGAACUCGCAUUUUGUCAACAUUGAUCAAAGUUGUUCAGUAAGACCAGAUACCAAACUGCCCCCCUGAAAGACACCCCCACAUUGAUAGUAACACAGUAGGUGCCUUUACUAGAGUCUGAAGAUCCAGGGAGUCCAGUCUACCUGCAACUCUAUCACCAAGAGGGUGGAAAUGAGGCUUAAUUAUGCUUGAAGAUAUUUAUAUUGUAUCUAGGGUCCAAAUCUUGUGAGAUUUGCUGGAGACUAUCAGAAAUGGUGCUCAAGCAGAAGAAGUAACAUUCGUUGUUGUCAUCGUUUUAUUGUUUGUAGCCCACCCAUCUGACUAGGCGGUGCAACUCUGGGCAGCUUUCAACAUUUUAGAUAUGUUGAUCUUUACACAUUAAAAAGCUUCCUCCUCUACAGGGAACUUUGUAACCAGUGAGUUGCUGAGCCAUACCCUUCUAUAGAAGAGAAAAAGACUGUGCUUGUGCAGUUAAAAUAGGACUUGCAGAUGGGAAGAUAAGAUUUGUGCUUCCUAAUCUGACCAGCUGUUUCAGGUACUGCCAGUCCUGGACUUCCUUGUGCAAAGGCAGGUAGAAGAGACAGCUGGUGGAAAGGACAAAACAUAGGAGGAAAGUUCUAAUGAGCAUCGGUGGGAGUUUCCCACCCAAAUCUAUUUAUUUAUUUAUUUAAAAAUUGUGCAGAUUAAUCACAUACUUUUAUGCCAUGUCUGCUUUGGCCCUCAGUUACCAUUGUUACAUAUCAAAUAGGGGUUCGUGCAAACCAUGCAGAUCUCACUGUGAAUGGAAUUUGCAAGAUUCUUACCAAUAUGCAAUUGUAUUUAUAUCCAUUUAGGCCUAUACAAAUAACAUGCUAACUUGGUUUGAAGCACGUGAUUUUUGUAGAGCAAUUGGAGGAGACCUAGCUUCUGCUAACAGAGAAGAAAAGUCGGGUUUGCACCAUCAGUGAGUUUUAUGAAAUGUUUAUUUCUUCACAUUGUCUCAGAAUCAAAAACUGUUCUGGUUACGGAUGGGGAAGACAUUGUAUUCGGCUUGCAUUUCCAUGUGAAUCUCCCAAACACCCGUCUCAUUUGAAAUUCACACACUAAAAUGUCCUUCCUCUCUGUUACACACACUAACUAUACUGAAAAAAACAGGUGGCCCUUUAUCAAAAAGAGGGGAAAGAAUCUACCUCAUGCCACGCAGCUCUGAGAAUCACCAGUUGACUUCUGUGAAAUAUGUGCACUAGGUAGACUGAAAUAUGUACUGAGGUGUUUUGGGCUCAGACCCAACUUCUGCUUUUUAACUCAGUGGCUUUGGGAACUUGUUUGUCCAUUGUGACUAUCCAUGCCCCCAUGUCAGACAUUUCGGUAUAGUGCUGAUAAUAGGAUGGUAUAUUUUUUUUAAGGUUCAAAUGUGCCCAUCAACCAACCAAAAAGGAGGUAGGGGUCAGGGUUUAUAAUGUAGUCACCUGGAAAGAUUUAGAAUAAAUAAUAAUAAUAAUUUAAUUUAUUAUUUAUACCCCGCCCAUCUGGCUGAGUUUCCCCAGCCACUCUGGGUGGCUCCCAAUCAAAUGUUAAAAACAGUACAGCAUUAAAUAUUAAAAACUUCCCUAAAUAGGGCUGCCUUCAGAUGUCUUUUAAAGAUAGGAUAGCUGCUUAUUUCCUUCACAUCUGAAGGGAGGGUGUUCCAGAGGGUGGGCGCCACUACCGAGAAGGCCCUCUGCCUGGUUCCCUGUAACUUGACUUCUUGCAGUGAGGGAACCGCCAGAAGGCCCUCGGCGCUGGACCUCAGUGUCCGGGCUGAAUCAUGGGGGUGAAGAUGCUCCUUCAGGUAUACAGGACCGAGGCCGUUUAGGGCUUUAAAGGUCAGCGCCAACACUUCGAAUUGUGCUCAGAAACGUACUGGGAGCCAAUGCAGAUCUCUCAGGACCGGAGUUAUGUGGUCCCGGCAGCCACUCCCAGUCAACAGUCUGGCUGCUGCAUUCUGGAUUAAUUGCAGUUUCUGGGUCACCUUCAAAGGUAGCCCCACGUGGAGUGCAUUGCAGUAGUCCAAGCGGGAAAUAACUAGAGCACUCUAAAAUUUUCUGCACUCUAAAAUUAUCUUUUAUAUAUUUUAGGUUUCAUCGUGAGUGUUGGGUUGGUUUAAUUAAGUUGGAGCCUGAUAAAGGAUUUACUUGGAGUGAUGGAUUUCCUGUAAGUAUGCUAAUGUAUUGACAGGAAAAUUAAUAUCAUUUUUACAAAACCAUUUUGAAUAUGAAUGUUGAAGCUCUUUUGCUUUCUGGUCAGAUCCCAUAGCAUUGUUUUAAAUGUUUAGUCACUUAAACUUCCAGCAUCUGAGCCUUUAAGCAUAGGUUUGUAUGCAAUCUAAUUUUUGGACCCCGCACCUAUGGCAGUUCCAGCAGAGUUAAUGAAAUUGCUGCUUAUCCAGUUGGAUUAGAUUUGUUUUUGUUUUGUUUUUAAAAUAGUGCUCUUAUGUAUUAUUAUUAUUAUUAUUAUUAUUAAGUAACAAACAGAGCAUUAAACAAUGCACCAAUAGGAGCACAAACACCUACAUGUAAUUCAAAAAUGAACUAUGGUUUAGUGCAAAUGGGAAAACAAAGAUUGUGGCUGCUGCCCUCCUUCCCUGGUCCUGCUGGUCCUGUACUAUCCAAAGCAAAGCUUUGGAAAAGUGGCCAUUACAGUUAAAAUAUUUCUCAUCAUCCGAGGCUCUUCUUCAUGCGCCUCCUCCAUGAGAGGUUUGGAGGGUGGCAACAUGACAAAGGGCCUUUUCUGCAGCGGCCCCCUGCUUGUGGAAUGCUCUCCCCAGGGAGGUUUGUUUGGCACCUUCAUUACAUAUCUUGAGGUGCCAGGCAAAAAUAUAUCUCUUCUCCCAUGCCUUUGGCUAAUUAAACAAUCUAUGGCUUUUAAAACUGGUUAUGAAUUUUGUUUGUUACUAUGUUGCGUAUUUUUGUGUUUUUAUAUUGUAAACCACCCUGUGAUCCUCGGAUGAAGGGCCAUACAAAAAUGUAAUAAAUUUUACUAUUAUAAUAUUUAUACCCUGCCCAUCUGGCUGGGUUGCCCCAGCCACUCUUGACAGCUUACAACACACGCACAAAUAAUAAUAAAACAUCAAACAUUAAUAGUAACAAUCAGAUCCUGUAUAAAAAUUCACAAUAACUUUAAAAUAAACAAUGUAUAUCAAAUAAAGCAAUAUGCAAUAAUCCAUUAGAAUCCAAUAGCAAGCACUAAAAUUGGACUCCAGCUGCUCUCCUUCGUGUUGAAGUGGACACAAUAACAAUACAGGCAAGAAUUGACUAUCUGUGUCUAAACUAUGUAAAAAGACUUCAAUCCCUCCCGGAGAAGAGAUUCCCCCGCUAUGUGUCUCACAGAAUGGGAACAGACCAAAUGCUGGAAGGCUGGCAUCCAACACCUCUUGUCCCAAUAUCAACUACAAGAUCUUCAGGCGGUCAUGAAGUUGGACAAGAGGCACUUAAGAGAUCGCCUCUAUAGGUCCGAUGCAGAAAGGGAUUUAACCUCUACCCAAAGUUCACCAUGGUUCCCACUUAUCAAAAUGGAGCACACUCAAGCUAGUUACCUGACAAAGCUCCCACUUGCCAUAUUAAGAAUCGCUUUUACAGAAUUAUGAUUUCAAUCAAUGCCCUUGGCGGUGUUGGAUGGACGGUACGGAAAAAGUACAGUGCAACGAGAGACUUUAUCUGUGUGGGCAACCUUAUGUACAGGACCUGUACCAUUAUUUACUCCAAUGCCCGCUAUAUACAGACCCAAGAGACCAAUUUAUAAAACCCCUGCUUACGAAUGGAACACACUCGAACAGGGUGGAAAGGGUGAAAUGGCUGCUGAGUGAUACGGAUGAUUUUGUAACUUAUAAACUAUACACACUGGCAGCUAAGAAGAUUAGGAGGAAAGAACUAGACAAAAUUGCAGUCAACUGCAAAGGUGAUUUGGACAUUUAAGUUGGCACAUUCUACCUGAGAAUCCCCAGCUAGUCUAUUACAUGCAGCAAACAAUUUUUAGGAGACGUGAUUGCGAUUUAUCAUAUUUGUUAUGCCUGAUGUUUUAUGGUUAUUGUUGAUUUUUUUAUGUUCUUCUUGUGAAUGAUGCCAUGGCCUUUGGCUAGUGCAAUAAAGUCUAUGAAUGAAUGAAACACUAAAAUUUAACAUCGGCAAGUAAUAUUUAAACAGUUUACACUUAUCAAUUACAAUAAAGAAUUACUCAUCCAUAAUCGAUAAAAACAGCAGCAAAUAACAAUACAUAAAAAACCACAAUGCGUGUUCCCAUUAAAAGAGAGCACGUGUUGCGGUGGGGGCCAGGCAAGACACCCCGCUGUUGCUAGUCAUGUUUGGGAUGCUUGGCCCUAGCAGGGAUUGGUAGCCUGAGUUGCUGGGGUAAUUUUGAUGUUGCCAAUUUGGGGGUGGGAACAGAGGUUUUUUAAGCAGUGCACACAGCAAUCUGCUUUCUCUUUUGCUGUGUGCACCGGAUCACCCGCCCGCCCUCCCUUGAUUUGGGUCUUAUGCGUUGACCUUGCUAUGCCUGUCAUGGGGUUGCCUGCUGUUGGGGCAGUGGCCUGGUAGAAAUUUUGUCCAUUUGGCUGAUUGGCUGGUGCCAUUUGGUUUUUGCCUACUGCGUAGCAAAUCGUCACAACUUUGAGGUUGCUGUUAGGCAUUGGUUAAAUUUGGUUGGAGGAGGGGUAAGGAUUGGCUGGGCCUGCCCCUCCAAUGCUGCUGCUGCAAGGGAAUUCCGUUAAAGGAAUUCAGGGGCUUGCCAUCCUUUUGUCCAAACCCCUGGAAUUGGGUUUGGGCCACGUAAGCCCCUGGGAGCAUGCGGGGAGAAGCUGAGGGCCUGUGUCACAGCUCCAGUGACUUUUGCUGGAAUUCGGAAGUCAGUUCUGUCCCCAAGGCGGGGGGACAGAUAGUCCUAUCCUAACCAAUGCCUAAGCAACCACUCACAUCCAUGUAUGUUAAUAAAGUUGUGGCCAAAAUUAUGCCAAAAACCUUAAACAAAAAUUCUGUGUGAUAUGUGAGUUAUUGGGGUAGGGGUGUCUUGGGGACCUCAACACGCAAAACAUACAAAACAAUGUAAAAUAAUUAAAUUAAAUGAAUGAAUGAAUGAAUGAAUGACGGUUUCAGUAUGACACUGUGGGCGAAUCAGCUGAUAUGUCUGCCCUGCUCUGGCCCACAGUGGGAGUGUGGUGAAUUGGUAGGUGGAGGUAAAACAUGUUCAGUCGUUGGGAAAACUUGCAAUGACAGGAACUGUUUCUUUAUAAUAGCCUUUUGCACCCAUAUUGUAUUAACAGGGAAAUGACAGCUCAUCUUUCUCUCUAUACAUACAUACAUACAUACAUACAUGUGCACAGGUGUAUAAAGAAUGCUACUGUAAGUCUGUAUCCUUUUCUGUAGAUUUCUGAAGAUUUUUAUAAAGAAAAAGAGUAAUGAAUAUUUAUUCCUACUGCAGGUAGACUAUGAACCAUAUAUGUAUUCUUCACAUCAUGUCAGAGACGAAGGAUGUGUAGCAGCGUAUACAAGUUUUAUGGGGGUGGCAUUUUCCUCUUGUGAGAAUAUGUUGUGUUGGAUUUGCCAAAUAAAGAGAGGUAAGAUUACUUUUGAUUUACAAGUAGUUCAUUAAGGAAAGUGAAAGGGCCUUUUUAUUAUGGUACACACUGAGGUAUAGUAUGUUCCAUUUCAAUGAGAAGCAGGAAUCUAGUGCAUGGAGGCCAUUGUGAAUUCAGAAGUGUUAGGAUAUUUCCGUUCCACCUUAAAAGGGAGCAGGCUUUGUGAGUCAGAGUCUGCGUAUUUCCUGUUUCACAGGAUGUUUCUGUUGUGUCUUUUGUUUUCGCUCUCUCUGUGUCUGGAGACACUGAAGCAGGCAGUCAUGUUUUUUUGUUCUGAUCAACGCUGAAUAAAACUUGUAAAUAAUGCUCUCCUGAGUGCGACUUUUGCUGUGCAUUAUCUGCUGAUAGAGUGUGCAUGAGCUCUGGAAUGUGGCAAGCUAUUUCUGGAAGCUCGUGUUGCUAAUUGCUGAUACUGUAUCUACGGGAGAUCGAUGGAUCGUCCGGCAGCCGGCUUGGGGGCCAUGAUGGACUUUGUCUCCCUGGCAGUAUCCCAACAAGAAGUACUUAUUGACACAAUGCAUAGUUAAACCAUGGAACUUGUCCCACAAGAGGUAGUGAUGGCAGCAAUAUUUCUGAAUACCAAUUGCUACAGAGGGAGGGAGCAUUCUUGUGCUCCGAUUCAGCUUGCUAGUUUCCUACAGGUGUCUAGGUGGCCACUGUGAGAACAGGAAGCUGUACUAGAUGGGCCAUUGGACUUAAUACAGGAAGCCACUGAAGGCUGCUUCACAUUAUAUUAUUAUUUGUGCUUCAGAAAUGUAAAAAUAUUGGGGUGUGGCCAAUGUAAAUGUAAAAAUAUUGGGGUUAGGAAAUGGCCAACUAAAGAGAGAGUUCUGUAAAGGCACCUGAAUCUCCUCCUACUUUUGAGGUUCUGCAACACUAAUCCUGCUUCCAUGAGCUAGGAAAGGGAGAAUUCAUAUACAGGUGAAAAUGAGAGAUCUGACCGCCCUUUUUUCAGCCCAAAGACCAUGUUUCCCCUUCAAGCUGUCAAGAAAAUCAGGCUGCAUCUAACAUAGCACCUUCAACACAAGAUGUCCCAAACACUCCUAGGAAAGGAGAAAGCAACAUCUGAGAUACAUUUGUAGUACAGCAACUAAAACUACAAAUAAGAAUGGUGGAAAGAUCUAAUAGUUCCUAUGGAGACUCAAGCUUAAAGAAGGUAACAUUAGACUGGGCACUCUCACAGAUACAAGAACUUCAGCAGCAACAGCAGGCACUGCUCAUGAAAGGAAGAUACAGUGGUACCUCUAGUUGUGGACUUAAUCUGUUUCGUGGUGCAGUUUGCACCCCAAAAAGUCCACAAAUAGAGAACCUCUUCUGCACAUGAGCGUGGCGUGAGCGAGCACUUCUGUGCAUGCGCGGGUGGCAAACCCGGAAGUAAACACUUCCAGGUUUGCCACGUUCGUAAGCUGAAAGUCCGUAACAAGAGCGGAAUGCAACACAAGGUAUGACUGUAAAAGUUUUAGCAGAAUGAGAAAGCUGAAAUACUUGAUAAACUUAAAGGGGCAGGAAAUGAGGGACUUCCUGUGUGCCUUUUUCAUGAGGGAUUGCUGGAGGAUGAUCUGAUUGAAUUCGUUGUUCCAUGGUUUAAGUCUGUUCACCCUGGUUUUAUCUUAACCACAGAUGAUUUCGCUUGCCAUUGUAGCAUCUGGGGGGUUGACCUUACUUGCGCCUCUAGGGGGGAAAGGCAGAAGUAGCUUCUAUGGGAAAUAGGUUUUUUUGCGCCUGCCUCGAUGAAGCAGUCAUAUUCUCUUUUGAAUCCUCUUAUGCCUUCAUCUUGACUUAGCAGUCUUCUUCUGUGAUUUCACUCUUUCUACUGUUCAGCUGCUUUUUCUACGAAUGCAUCCUUGUUAGAAAUACGCAGAGCAGCAACCUGGACAUCCCCAAGCACAUUCCCCAGGCACUAUAAGAUGGAGCCUUUGCAUCCUCUGGAGCAGCAUUCCGCCCGAAGGUCUUACAGCAGGCUGUCCUACAUGAAUCACUUGUUGCCCUAGUUCACAGAAUUAUAGAAUAGUAGGCCCAACCCAGCGAUGCUACACCAGCAAGCAAAAUAACAGCAUUGUACCUACCUGAAAGGUAGAUUUACUUGUCCAUUGUAAAGGAUCACUGGGGCCACACCCUUGCAUGACCUACAACACCUUUUCCCACCUCUGUUUGCACCUCUGUUGGCUUUCAGUUAAUGGUUUCUCAUAGGAAAUAGGUUAAUACUAUUAUGGCCUCCAGUUCUGGACUGUUCAUGCUUGGUGAAUACGUAAAACUGAAGAGCCAGGAGCAAACUAAAUGAAGAGGGGACAGCCUAUUUCCUGUAAAAGGCUAGUCCUGCCUUUGUCCACUAGAGGUACAAGUAAGCCCAACCCAGUGAUGCUAUAUUGGACAAGCAAAUCUACUUUCCAGGUAGGUACAUGCAGGCAGGGGCGUAGGAAGGGGGUAUGGGGGUGCGUGUCGCCCUGGGUGUCAUCCUGAGGGGGGUGACAUUUGGCGCCCCUCUGCCCUGACUCCCAAGCCUACAGUGAGCGGCAAAGCAGCAGCAAAGCAGGCGAAAGCAGCAGCAAAGCGUUGGCAAAGCGUCGCAGCUCCCCCCCUUCCCCUGGCUCACUGUAGGCUUGGGAGUCACAGGGGGGUUUCACCACUGCCCUGCCGCCCACACUCCCGGCUGGAGGAGGCAGGCAGGCAGGGGAGAGGACAGCUGUCAUCCUUGAAGGGGGGUGACAUCCAGGGCGCGCCCCCGUCCGUGACUCCCAAGCCUACAGCGAGUGACGGCCCUGGCGGCUCGUCAGGGCCGUCGGCAAAGCAGCGCAGCUCCCGCCUUCCCUUGACUCGUCUCCCAACUUGGGGAGGGGGUGACAAAAAAAUAAAUUCCACACCGGGUACCACCUGACCUUGCUACGCCUCUGCAUGCAGGGCUUUUUUUCAGCUGGGACUCACUAGAACUCAGUUCCAGCACCUCUCAGGUAGGUGCCAUUGUCAUUAUAUAAGAGAAGAAGGGAGGUUUUCAUGGUGAGUUCCAGCACCUCCGUAUUGGGUUCAUGAUAUCAUAUGUACAGUCAUAUAUACACAUUAUCACUUUUGAGAAAUAUUUAGAAAGUGCUUAUUUAUUUUCUGUACUGCCCUUCAAUCUGGUAUGCAAUGUAAUGUAACAGUGAUUAAUUUUAUUUUGAUAUGACCUUGAAUAGCUUUAACCUCAUACACUUACCAGCUUUGGUCUGGUUUUUGUAAACACUUUUAUUUUUAUGUACUCCUGUUUGUAAUAUGAAACAAUGCAAUACCAUAUAAAUCACACUAUUAUAAGCAAUAUAUGUUUGGUUUUCAGGUGCACAGUUAAAACCGGAACCACGCAGUGAUUUGGGUAUGUUGAGUGAUUCCACCUUUGCUUAGGUCAUGUGUGUCUCUCUUAAGCAGCACUAUAAAAGUGGAGGUGGAGCUGCCUUAACAGCUCUUUCAGGCUGCUGAUGGUUCUGUCAUGAGCCAAAGAUGUGUGUGCUUCCUGGCUUGGGCAUCCCAGUUUCUGCCUUCCCUCAGAACAAACAGGUCUUAAGUAAAAAAAUGGGGAAGGGGCUUCCCCAGAGGUUCUCUUCGGCCACUGAGGGUCCUACUAUUGGGAUUUCAGCUCCGGUCGUCCGAGCUGAUACGGCUCAUCUUCUUUUGAGCCCACCCAUCAGAGCAUUAAAACAACGCCACAGCGGAAGGAUGAGAUAAUAUGGGCUACAUUGCUAUGCUUUAUUACUAAGCUAUGCAGAGAGCAAAGAAAUAUACAUGUUCUCUCUAUGAGAAGCAGAGAGCAACUGAACAAAGGAAACAACAGAACAAAGGAAACAGGAAACCAGUAACGUGACAUCCCGUCUCCCUUUCCCGUGAGAAUCCAACAGUAUCUGGACUCUGUGGGAUGUAAACAGUCCUGUGACUGCAAGCAGCUGCUCAGUGAGGAAACAGAAACUAACACCUACCAGGAUCCAAUGGUAGCUGCUUUCUGGCCUGGGCUUGCUCAUUCCUCCAAAAUGGAUUACAUACAACUGGGGAAGCUCAGUGGUACAACUGCUUUAUAUGCAAGAGGUCCCAGGUCCUGCUAGAAAAUGUGAAGUCAUAAGAUAGUACCUUUAAAAACAUAUGCAGUGUCUUUUCUUCAGUUUUGCAUACUUGCCUUUCAGCAAAUAAUUCCAUGGUUGUCAUUACUGAACCAACCAGUUUUUUUUUCAUGGGAGAUAUAUUUCCACAGUCCUAGGUGCUCGUUUUAUAAUUUAAUUUGAAAAUAAAUUAUCAGGGUAAUCAAACUGUAAUAGUUUUAAAGGUACCAUGGUGUGACAGGGGAAUGGAGAGGGAGAAGUUGUUCAUUGUGUGCUUCAAAAUUGAAAUCAUAUAUCUGACAGUCUAAAGUGGGCGAGAUCAUUGAAUUUGCUUAGCUGCACCGCUGGUUGUGUGAAUUAACGUUAUUCACACUCUUGUAUACCAUAAAGGAUGGCUAAGAAAUAUUUUGAUAUUUAAUAUUAAAUUUAAUAUUCAUUAUUAAAAUAAUAAAAUUGCUUCUUUUUGUAGAAUAUUUGUUCAGAAGAAUUGAAGAUGGCUGGAUUGAGUACAAGGGCACUGAGUACUAUUUCAGUAAUGAACAGACAUCUCUCGAAAGAGCACGGGAAUUCUGCAAGAAACAUGGAGGAGAUCUUACUGUCAUUGAAAGUCGCAGUGAAUGGCAAUUUGUGUGGAGAUAUGUAAGAAAAAUAUGGAGCAUAUGCUUUCCAAUCAAGUAUAGCUUGGUUUUUAAAAAAAGGGCACAUAAAUUAUUUGAUCAAGGCCAUUUUUAUGUCUGCUAAUCAUUUUCCUCUGGAUGGUGGCACCAAAAGCUUGCAGAGAUUAGCAGUGCAAUUCCAUGCAUGUCUACUGAAAAGUAAGUCUCAUUGUCUUUAAUGGGUCUCAUUUCCAAGUAAGUGUGUAAAAUAUUGCAACCUUUGUGGUCAUAUACUACUAUCAUACCAUAAGCCAAGGAAAUGAGGCUUGCAAAUAUAUACUAUACGUGUGUGUGUGUGUGUGUGUGUGUGUGUGUGUUUCACUCACCCCCAAUAAUCAUCACAUAUCCAAAACACUGUGCUGAAAACAGUUUCCACGUAAUCAGGGUUCUACGCAGGCAUGGAUAUAUGAAUGUGAUUCCUGAAUGGACUGGUGAGAUUCUGUAGUGUAACACAUGGAGUUCCUACUUACUGAACGCAAUGUGUUCUGUGGAAAUCCUUUGGUAGGCGAGAGUUUGCACAAUGAGUCCAUGAAUUCCAUCCAUUCCUAUGGGAACAUUGCAAAUGUAGGAUUUGUUUGAUCACUUCCCCCACCCCCCUCUCCAAUCACCAAAAGAGAGACAAAGUAAAAAAACUUAUUUGUCCAACCUCUCCUGCUGUCUGAAUUGUAUGAUCUCGCUUCCCCCCACCCCUCUCUGAUUUCUGCCCCAGAGUAUAGCAAGGUCUGGGCAUAAUUAUUUAAGUGCAGAUAAGUGAAUUUUCGGAUAGCAAGCAUGCAAAUAGCCAGACCUGCGAGUAUUAGACUCUCAAGGCAUUGCUGGUGCUGACACUUAUUGCUAUCUGUUAAUAAGGAAGUUAAGAUGCGGUGAGGUACAGUUUGUGAUUAUCAUCCUCUUGUUGGAUCUCAGCAGAAUUUCUAUUGCCCAUUCCUGUUGGAACGGGCAUAUUCUGUGGCUAUAUUGUACUACUUUCCAGCACAUUUGUAUUCUUUUAAAAUCUAGGGAUAUUUGCUUUGAUGUGAAAUUUUUUUGGCGAAGCAUGUAAUUUUAAUGGCACCUGUCAGGGAACUGCCAUCAGUGCCGGAGGGAGAGAGCAAAAGCCAGAUGGAUUAUAGAGAGCCUCCAGGGAUCGGGAGAAGUAGCUCCUCUUCCGGGUAAGAGGAUAAAUGCAGGUCCAGUGGAGAGGAGGCGCAGACGUCGGAAAUGGCGAGGCGGUCCCAGGACUCCUUGCCUGGGAGAAGCGAGGAGGGAAGGGGUCCUCCGCUGCCCACGCCCUCUCUGUGCAGAAGGCAUUCGCGCAGAGAGGGACGGCGCAGACUGGGCGUAAAGGAGCUUCUUUGUUGGAGGAAGUUCAAGAAACGCCCACUCACGGAUUCUGCCAGUGAUUGAGUCAGCCAUGGGUGAGUGGUGCUCCAGACAGAUAAAGUUUACGUUGGCAGCCAAGCGAGGUAUUGGCAGCCAGCCAGGGAGAUAUUUGCCUGCUUGCUCACGAGCAACCCCUUGGAACCGUAACAGCACCAAAGUUAAACAUCCCACCCAGAAAUAAUUUUCUAAGGAACUUGAUGGUGCUGGUAAUAGAUAAAAUAAUGUUUCAGAGAACAGAAUGCUCUUCUAAGUGGACAACUGGCCUGGGAAACAAUGGACAUGAAAGAUUAUUAGUGGGAUACACUGUAACUGAUUUUAUACAGUAUAGAAAUAAAAACAUUCAGAAAACCAGCUAAUUACAUCAGUUAAAGUAUAACAUAAUAAAAAACUUUCUUUCAUGUUUACCCUCAUUUUAAUUGACAUGUUUUAAUUUGUUUUAAUUGUAAAGCUUUAAUUGUGUUUUUAAACAAACACAUUAUGUUCAUCAUUACAAACUUCCUAUGGAAUAAUUGAAUUAUAUUGCUCUGGAGAAUACCUGAUUAUUUUAUUGUUGAAUUUCCGUUGCAUUUACUCCCAUUUUUCCUUUGUAUGUUUUAGAGCAAGUAUUAUGGUGCUUAUUAUGUAACUGCUUAUUAUAUUGGUUUAAUUCUGGGACUCGAUAGAAAGUUCAGGUAAGUGAACAAAAGAAGUGGAAAUCAGAUUUUUAACAAUUGUAAAUACUAACUUUAUUUUAGAUCAUAACUAGGUUAGCAUUAAAAUUUAAGUCUUCUGUAUGUAAGGAUGUGACACCUUCCCACCAUUCAUCAGUUACUCUUCUGGUUGACUCUGAAAUCCUGUGGUUCUUUUUUAAAAAAUAUAUAUAAUUUUUAUUAACAGGCCAAUCAAAUCACAUUAAUUCCAAAUCACAUUAGUUCCAAAUUAUACAGCCAAAUUUUUAAAAUUUUGUUGGGGGUACCCAUACUUCAAGCUCCGAAAGGGAUCCAAACAUCACUCUUGCUGCUGCUUUAAUUAAACAGUUCUAUCCAGUUCUGUCCAGAUAGUCUCUUUGUUAUUUUCCUCAUCUUCUUGUUGUUAUCAUAUAUUCCUUUCUUUAUGAUCUCUGAUAAUCUUCACAAGCAGGUUGAAAACAAACAUAUCCUGUGUGGGUUUUACACUCUCCAAGAGUCAUAUCACAUAAAGGACAGACGCCAUUUCCACACCUCCGUAAAGAACAUUCCCACAGUCUGUCCGUUGAUUUCCACAGGCUUGCCAAUCUAUAUCUCAGGGGGCUCUGCCAGGUCAAGAACACAUUCCGAUCACCAUACAUUCACAUUCCAAUGACCCUGGUCCUCCUCCCCCUCGUCCUCCUAUGAGCAAGCCUGUCUUAACGAAACUCCAUUUGUAACUGCGUCAUAAAACUUUCUUUCCAUUCCCCGAUGUUUCCACCAGUCCUCUCUUUGAUCAGUAAUUCAUUUCCACACAGUUCUUAAUCUCCUGCUUGUGAUUAGUAAUUUGCAACGAUUCUUCUCUCUGGAGGGGAGGGUUAUUGAAUACUCACAUAAGACAAAAAAAGAAAAGUUUUUCCCUCCCCCCCCCUUUCCGGUUCAGUCCAACAUACCGAUCUUUUAAUGAUGAUUCUUCACUUUAUUUAUUGUCCAGCCCGUCGCUCCGCUCACAGAGAUCCCAUUAUUCAGCAGUCUUUACUCCCGAUCUUCACUUGAUGUAUAUGCAUUAGCUUCUUUCCAAUUAUAUAUUUCCAAUUAUAUAACUCCAGCUAAUGCAAACCAGUGCGCGAUUAGAGACAGCGUCAGGGAGAGCCGACCUCACCCGAGGGCUUCGUGCCAAGUGCCCUCACCCCCUUCUUUCAAAUCCGGGGGUGAAUUAUGGACACAGCUGGCAAGGCAGUCCCCCCCAUUCCCUUGGGGGGGCAAGUGAGGCUGCAUAUUCCCAUAUCAGCCUCUUAAUUACCUCGUGUGGGUCGGAGAGAUGUUAUUGUCAGCCAUCUUCCAAUGCGCCCCCUGGUGGCCCCCCAAUCCUGUGGUUCUUUUGAUGGUUUCCUAUGAGAACAUCAGAUUUCCUUUCCUGAGAGUGGAGAGGGAGGUCUGAGCUUGGUGGAGACAGCUGGAUGUCAGUUACAUUCUCCAUGCCGCCUAAGGAACUUCCAUGGCCAUUGCCUUGCUGAAAUCAAUCUCCAAUGACUGGGAAGUGAGCAUGGCAGUGGCUGACCAGGAGAAGUCUUGGAUCCAAAAGAUCCAAAAUCAUCUUAGUCCCCAACCAUGCCCCUGAACUACGGAGAAGCUUGCGCUUGUCAGCAUGUGGAAAUAAUUUAAUGGCAAGGGGGAUAGAAAAUGAUGGGGGAGUGCACAAAUCCUGCCCCACCUUUAAUUCUGCUCUGCCACCACUGGCGCCAACUAUAAGGGGCCUUUGGUACCUAAGGAACCAGAAAAAAUGGUUGUGGGUGCUUGGCACCCACACCGCUGGGCCGCCGACGUGACUUCUUGUCACCAGAAAUCAUGGCUGAUGCCUUGUAUAGCCUUGGGGGUGGCAUCCAAGGCCUUCUUGGGCCUCGGACACAACUUCUGGAGUCCCUAGGAGCCGUUGCGGCACACACAAUGUGACUUCAUGAUGUCACAGCACAACAUGAUGUCACGAUACGUUGCACGCCGCUUGGCACCCAUAAUUUGGGGCCCAAAUCAGCGCCCCUGUCUGCUACAGUGAGCCCAGCAAUGCUUGGGAUACUGCAGUUCAGCCAUUUUCCUCAUUUUAGUUCAGUUAAAGUACAGUUGCAGUGUGUCCGUUGAGCCCCAGGCUACCUCUUGCUUUAGAGUUUACCUGGUGGAUGGGGCCUUUUCUCAAAGAGCUCAGUAGCACUUUUCAUCACUGCUCUGACUUGCCAAUUAACAACAACAACAACAACAACAAAUAUACUUUUCUUACCUGCCUUUCACCAGAAGGUCUCAGGGCAACUUGCAAUGUACAAAUGCAGUCUUAAGAUUUACUAGGCUGCCACAACUGCCUUGUCUCUCACAGCUAUAUUAGAUCUGAGGGUGCUGCUUCCCUCUUUACAAACUUACUGUGCUCUGUUUGCUCCAAGGUUUGGGGGGGCACAGCCCUCCUUUUUCCCUGUGGCCAGUGUGGUCUAAUGGCUAGACUGUUGAACUAUGAGUUUGAGGCUAGAGCUUGAAUUCUCACUCAACCAUGAAACUCAGAAUGUGACCUUGGACCACCAAUGUUUUUCACCGCAUGGUGAUUAAAAUAUAAUAUUAUACAAAAUAACUGGCAAUCUGCUCCCCUAUAAUAGCAACUCAAUCUUUAAAGAUUAGGCAUUUUUUGUUAACAGUAUUUUGGAUGCUGCCAAUAAAAAAAUUCUGGCAAUGCUGCCAGAUACAAAAUUCAAUUCAACAUCUAAAUCUUUUCUUAAGCUGGUGUUCCAUUGGCUAAAACAAACACCCACAAAAACUGAAAACCAUUGUAAAAGUAUGCAGUGUAAAUGAAAGAGAAAUUAUGCUGUUCUGUUCAAUGAUUUCAUAUUGUUUUCUCUAGUUGGUUGGAUGGAACUCCAGUGACCUUUGCAAUGUGGGCACCCAAUGAACCCAACUUUUCAAAUGAUGAAGAAACCUGUGUCUACAUGCAUCGUGAAUUAGGCAAGUAGAAUAAAAGAUUACAAUUUUUAAAAGGGGGUGCAUAUACAAUCAAUAGCGGGGCAACUGAUUAAUUAAAAUAAACUACCACAAACGGAACCCAUGUCACAUCACAAUAACUAUUCUGGCCCACUGAAGAUGUGGGUGGAUGGAAUAAUAUUACCGGUAUUUUGCAUUUCUAAUUGUCUUCCUUUGAAUAUCUCAGAAUAUUAAAAUGUUUUAGAGGACAUUUUGGGUGUGUCCACACUAGGGCACUAAUACAUAUGUGGGUCACUACUUUCAUUAAUGCAUUUGCUCACCUUGGUUCACACAGAGAAGAACAUAACACUUGCCAGCGUGGUGUGGUGGUUAAGAGCAAUGGACUUGUAAUCUGGGGAACUGGGUUUGCUUCCCUGCACCUCCACAUGCAGCUGCUGGGUGACCUUGGGCCAGUCACACUUCUUUGAAGUCUCUCAGCCCCACUCACCUCACAGUGUUUGUUGUGGGGGAGGAAGGGAAAGGAGAUUGUUGGCCGCUUUGAGACUCCUUAAGGGGAGUGAAAGGCGGACUAUCGAGUCCAAACUCUCCUCCUCCUCCUCCUCCUCCUCCUCCUCCUCCUCCUCUUCUUCUUCUUCUUCUUCUUCUUCUUCUUCUUCUUGCCUGCUGCAUUAGACCAGUGACCCAUCUAGUCUAGCAUCCUGUUAGUGCUGUGGCCAACCAGAUGCCCAUAGGAAGCCUGUAGGCAGGACCUGAGCACAAUAGCAGGCUCCCUUCCUGCAGUAUCCAGAAACUGGUAUUCAGAAGCAUAUUGCCUCUGACUGUGGAUGUAGAACAAGGUCACUGGGGGUUAAGUAGGCAGUGACAGCCUUGUCCUCCAUUCAUUUGUUGAGUUUGUAGUCAUCACUGCCUCAUACUGGAGCAAAUUCCAUGCACUGUGUGAAGAAGUACAAUGUUUUAUCUCUCCUGAUUAUUCCAGCUUUUGGUUUCAUUGCGUGUGUAUGAGCUCUAGUACUAUGGGAGGGACAGGACUUUUCACUGUCCACUUUCUUCCUGCCAUGCAUAAUUAAACGCACUUGUAUUGUGUCACCUCUUACUUGCUUUUUCUCUGAAUACCUCCCACCAAAUAUUGUAAUCUUUCCUCUCAGGGAAGUUGCUUCAUCCCCUUUAUUAUUUUGGUUGCCCUUUUCUGAACCUUUUCCAACUCUACAAUAUCCUUUUUGAAGUAAAGUGAUGACAGCAAUACACAGUAUUCUAAAUGCAGUUGCUCCACAAAGUUGUACGUAGAAUGGCGUCACAAUCGCAGUGUUAUUUUCAAUUCCUUUCCUAAUGAUCCCUAGUAGUGAGUUUGCCUUCCGCCCAGCUGCUGAACACUUGGCUGACAUCUUCUUCAAGCAGUCCAUUAGGACCCAUGGUCUCGUUCCUCAUCAGUCACCACCAGUUCAGAUCCCAUGUGAAAUUAAGAUUUUUGGCAAUGAAACAAGAGCAACUUGUCAAACUGGGACUGGCUCAUCAGCAGUUGAGAUUAUGUUUGCUUCUAGGUUACCUUCUACAACCAAAAUAUUCUGAGGACAUGGAAAGUCUUUUCUGACUGGGGUUGGAAACACCACAUUGUCCCUUAAAAGGCUGGUAUUUCAUCCCUGCUGCCCUACUUGCAAGAAGGUCUUAUUUUGAGGCUGCGGCCUAACAUGCCUAACCACCAGGCAUCUAUGCUGCCAUUGUUUCUAAGGAUCUGAACAAGCCAGUGGGAUCUCAUCCUUUCCUCAGACAGUUUCAUAGUGGGGCCAUCCUGAAGUCACCUCCACACAGCAUAGAUUUCCCUCAUGGGAGUCUGCUUCUUUUCAUCUACUCUCAAGAGUGCUCUUCCUAGUGGCAUUCACCUUUGCUCAAUGGAUCUCAGAGCUCAAAAACCUUCAUGUGUUCCACAAGGACAGUGUAACAGUCUGAAUUAUUUCUUCCUUUCUCCCUAAGGUUUGCCACCUUUACACUGCCAGCAGGAACUCAGUUCUUACCUCCUUCUCUCCUCCUGUUUAUCUUUCUGAAAGAGACUAGCAUUCCCUUGAUAUCAGUGUUUGUGGACCUUGCAGCUUGGGUAAAUUAGAUUGGAACAAUCACUUACAGCAUAGUGCUGAGGCCAUCUCUACAUGCAUAGCGGGGGCAGAGAAUGAUUUCUUACCUGUAUAGGGGAUUUCUGUGCAUGUAAUAAGAUGAACUCAGGUCCCACACUGUAGGUCUUGGGCUGCCUCAGCUUGUGGAGGAUUUUUUUCUAGUAUGCCUGACCUCUUUUCUAGUUUUUACUUGUUGUUUAUUGUUUGACAGAGUGUUUGUUGUUCUGGUUGUGCUAUCUUUGUGCCUUUUUCAGUCUCUUAGAGUCUUAUAUUUUAAAGAGCGAAAAAGAGGACACAUUUGCUAACUUCUACUUUUAACUGUGGAUCACUAUGAUGACUCCCAUUUUACAAACCCAUGAAAAGGAGUACAUGUCCUGGAAAAAGAGGACUCUAGGAGGGAGGGUUUUUUGUGCGUGUUUUUAGUUUGCAGCAGGAGUAGCGAUUUUGCCAGCAACCACUAAGUGAAGCUUGACUUCCACUUUCAUCUUAUUAUGUGUACGACAAUCCACUGUACAGGUAAAAAAUGGUCAUUCUUCAUUUGGGAGUGAUUUCAUCUUACUGAUGAACACCUAAAUUCUUUAUUCAGGCUUAUGGUACGACAUAAACUGUGGUACUAAGAACAGAUUCAUCUGUGAAAGGCAUAACAGUUCUGUCCGUUCAACUCCUGCUCCCACAACGCCUGCACCUGUUGGGGGCUGUGCUGAUGGCUGGCUUUUCUUUGAUAAAAAGGUAACUAAGAAAGUGAUUGCAAAUAUACUGGUAUAUUGCCCCUUUUCAGUUAUUAUAGCACAUACAAUGUUUUCCCAGAGCUUGUGAAUAUGAAGAGAUUGCUCUCCAUGUCCACACUUCUAUGCAAGGGCUCUUUAUAGAGGUUCAAAAUGAAUGUGCACCUAGCUCAGGCGUUAAGCCAUCAUGAUACCGCAUCUCUCCAUGCCACCACCCCAUGUAUCUUUGUACAUACUAGAAAGUCUAUUGCGUUGCAAAAUAGAAGUGUCAGGAACAAUGAAAUAUUUUUUUAAAAAGUGGUAUCUUAAAAGCUUGAUUAUGGGUCAGCUACCCAAAAGAGCAGUGAAUUUGUCUUCAGACUAAAUUUUCAGCAUUUGGUUAUGUUAUUGUUUAUUAAAUGACAAUCUCCCGGGGGGGGGCGGAGCUAUUUUCUGCCUGAAGAGGAGCCAGUGAGCAGUGACUGGGUUGGAGAAGGAAGGUAAAGUAGUGUAUGAUCUACCAUUUAAAAACCUUUGCAGGCUUGUGGAGGGUCAGAGCAGGAACUGGGUAAAUUUCCCCCACCUCUAUUUUCCACUGUGUUGGUUAACUUUUUAUUAGUUCCUGGCUUCUAUAUGAAGAAAUUAACUACACCACAUACUCCACACAAUCUGAAUCUCUGUCAAGUCCGUGAAUCUGAGGGUUGGGAUUUCUCUCUAAAGCCAAGUUAAAAUAUCCAUGUCUGCAACCCAGUACCAUCUCAUGAUGGUUGAGUUCACUAACCAUUUCAUAAUUGAUGGAAUUUUGGAGUUUUCCUCCCCCUGCAGUGCUUCCAGUUUUUUGGCUUGAAUGAAGAAGAAAGGAAAAACUGGUCCGAUGCACGAACUGCUUGCAGAAAUCUAGGAGGAAAUCUGGCAACUAUACCGAACAAAGCUACACAAGGUACAGUCGGUUCUUUUAGAACAUGUUGCUCACAUAGACUUAAUGUUGACUCAAUAAUAAUAAUUUGUUGUUUCUACCCCGCCCAUCUGGCUGGUUUCCCGAGCCCAGGGGUCUGAACACUCAUCCUCCACCACCACUUUCUGAACAAGGCCCAGGAGAAAGGAGCCCUUCCUAAGAGGAGUGAAAACAAGGGAUGUUUAUUGUAAUCAUGGCCUGUUUGUGUUUUUUCCAGGCAAAAAUGUAAUGAGCUGGAUUAUGUGGUCCUUUUUAAAGCAGGGAUAGCCAAUGUUGCAUCUGCAAUAUUUUGUUGCAUUAAGAGAAUGUUCAGGAAUGAUGGGAGAUAUAGUUUUUCUCUGUAAGAAAAACAAGUUUAAAAUGUUUUUGUUUUUUAAAAAGAUGCAGUAUAGAAAAUCUGAAGUGGACCAUAGUGGCAACUUCUGCAUGACACAAUUUUAAAAAACAAAACAAAACAACGAACAUAAAAUAUAACUAGAUCAGUUCAUGGUAUCCUAUAUUGAUUACUUAUAAGUGAGGGAGAGUAUUUACCAAAUUCUUUAUGAUGAAAUAUGUCCUUGUUUUUAUUCAGCAUUUUUCAUGGUGCACUUGGAAAGUGCCUCAAUUGAUCCAUGGAUUGGACUGAACGAUAUUAUUAAUGAAAAGGUUUUUCUAUGGACAGAUGGAAGUGAGGUCUACUAUACAAACUGGGCCAGUGGUUUUCCAAAUUAUGUAAGUCCUGCCUGCAAAGGCUUUCAUCUUUAUUUUUUUCAGAUACAAGAAAUGUUCCCUAUUUUCCAUUCCUGCAGUAAAAUUAUAUAUAUUCAGAGUGCCUUCUCAGCAUUAUCACUCCAUUAAUGUACCAGUCUUCCCAUGCCAAUCUUGCAAGGUUAGCUGGCCAUGUUUUGAUAUUUAAUACGUGGAUUGGUAUUAUGAUUGUUAAUCCUCAUUUUACUCUUUAUUGUUCAGUUUACUGUAGUUUAAAUUGUUGUGAGCCACUCCGAAAAUACUCCAGAAGAAGUGUGGAAUAGAAAUUUUACAAAUAGAUACAUUACAUAAUUGAUAAAAUAUAUAGGAAGCAUCCAAGGUCGGCAGCAUGUUCUGAGGAGCCUCUGACAAUUUUGACUUAAAGCCAGUUAUAUUCUUCAGAUUUUCUCUCAACUCUGCUGAUUUUAUUCUGUCUGAAUUUUGCCAACGAGUUAAGGACUUAAGUAUAAUCUGCCAAUGCUCCAUUUCCUAGUUAGACUGAAUUAUUUCCUUCCCACAGCAGCAGUGCCAUUCACUUCAAUUGUACAUCCCCUUGUGUGCUUGGGAAUUAAGAAAAUUCCGAAAGGCAUCUCACCCAUUAUGUUACACAUCUUCCUUGAUCCACUGGCCAGUAAAUCAGGCACUGCCUCUGUCCAGCAAUGACUUUUUCUAUCUCGGCUUACUAGGACUUAGUUGCAUGCAAAGACCAAUCUCUCCCACCCCAUCUCCUCACCUUCUGCACCCUCUAAAUACCGUAUAUUCUAGGGGUUCCCCCAACCCUCUGAAGCAGAUUUGGGUAGGGCAUGAGGUGUAUCCAAGGGAAGGGGGAAAUCCCAUUGUGCAAGCAGAAAUCCUUGUACUGAUAGGAUGAGUUAUUAGGAGAGCACCCACUGUUAUUACUCCAGUUUGAUGCUCACACCUUUCUUUAGAACAGCUGUGGGGAAGGUCUUUCUGCAAGCCUAAGUAGGCCUGCCAAGCCCUCUUAUCUGGCUGGACUUUUGAAGUGCUGUCAAUCAGCGGAUUGUCAAGUGACCUUUGUUGGGAUACUGCCUGGGAGAUAAAGUCCAUCAUGGCCCCCAAGCCGUCUGCCGGACGAUCCAUCGACCUCCCGUAGGCACGCAGCGACAUGAGUUUCUAGAAAAUAUCUUGUACACAUUCCAGAGCUCAUGCACACUCUAUCAGCAAUUAGCACAGCCAAAAGUUGCACUCAGGAGAGCAUUAUUUACAAGUUUAUUCAGCGUUGAUCAGAACACAGAAAAACAUGACUGCCUGCUUUUAGUGUCUGCGACACACAGAGAAAACAAAAGCAACAGAAAACAUAAACAUCCUGUGAACAGGAAAUACGCAGACUCUGUGACUCACAGCCUGCUCCCUUUUAAGGUGGAACGGAAAUAUCCUAACAUCCUCCCCCUUUCCGUGUAACCUGUAGUACCUGUGGUUCAACCCAAUUGCAACCUUUGUACGUAAACCUUAAGUUGUUCUCUGUUAACAACCUUAGACAACAGAUCAGCAGGAAUUUCAUUUCCUGGCAUGUAGGACACCUGAAUGAGUCCUUUCUGAAUACACUCUCUUGCACGAUGUAGCUUAAUCUGCAAGUACUUGGUCCUUUGCUUGCAACUCUCUGAGUUCAGCAAAGCCAAACACGAUCUAUUGUCUUGAUACACUUGUACAGGACAUUUCACAGAAACUCUGAUGUCCUUAAACAGUUGCAUCAACCAUUCACAAUCCAUGAGUGAAAAUGACAGAGCAUUGAGUUCUGCUUCACAGGAACUUAGGCUCACUGUCGUCUGCUUUUGCACAACCAGUCAAACAGGCAGUGGUUGUACAUGUAGCAUACUCCAGAAGUGCUUGUACCAUCCGUGGUGUCACUUCCAAAACUUGCAUCUGCAAAGAUUUCAAGACCUCCAGUCUUCUGACUGGUGAACCUCAGCCUGUAGUGCAUAGUCCCUUUCAAAUAGCGGGCUAUGCGCUUCAGAGCUUUCCAAUCCUGAACAGUAGGAUUGUUAGCAUGUCUGCUAAGCAGGUUACAGCUUACAGCUAUGUCAGGUCUUGAGCAUCCAGCAAUGAAAUUCAACUUGCCUAGAAUGCAUCUGUACAGCGUUGUGUCAGAAAACGCUUCAGCAGUACUAUCUACCUGGUAACCUGUCACCAUCGGUGUGUCUGCUGGGUUUGCAUCAGCCAAAUUCAACCUGGUUAAUACAUCAGCAAUUUUCUGUGUUUGGUGUACCAGAAAAUUACCUGCUUGGUCCCUCUCCACCUGCAGAGAAAGAUAGUUGGAUACCUCACCAAGAUCCUUCAUGUCAAAGUGCUCCUUCAGCUGAGCUAGGGUGCUUUGGUACAAAGCCUGAUUCUUCCAAAACAUCAGAAGAUCAUCAACAAAACAUAAACAAUACAGUUUGUUUUGCCCCUCCUCCUUGACAAACACACAUGGAUCAGCUUUGCCCUGGUGAAAACCUAGAGAAAGCAAUGUCUCAGUGAGUUUCGUGUUCCAACACCUGGCACUCUGCUUGAGACCAUAUAAUGAUUUCCGCAGUUUACAGACCAUUCCCUUCUGUAUCUGCAUCCCGUCAGGUGGAAGCAUAAACAGCUCCUCCCCCAGAAUCCCGUACAAAAAAGCUGUAUUAAUGUCAUGAUGGGAAACAUGCAGUUUCUCCUCUGCAGCUAUCUUGAGCAUCAGCCGAAUGCUCUCAUAUUUGACUGUGGGUGAAUAGGUCUCGUGGUAAUCCUGUCCUGGUACCUGUGAAAAACCUCUGGCAACCAAUCUGGCUUUGUGUCUGACAACCUUGCCAUUCUGGUCUGUCUUGGCCUUGAAGACCCAUUUGCUGCCAACCAGUCUCAUUCCUGGGACUACCGGUACCAACUCCCAAGUUUGGUUCCUGUUCAAGGAAUCAACUUCAGCCUUCAUGGCAUUAAGCCAAGGCUCAGCAUCUUUAGAGGUUAACUCCUGAACCUCUUUGAAGCUUGAAGGUUCCUAUACCUUCUCUGAGCUACUAAGAACAGCAGUUGCUGUCUUAGCAAACUCAUCAGCAAAUCUCUUUGGAGGUCUGCCCUUCGUGGCCCUCUCAGAUCUGCGUACUAGACGCAAGUCUUCUGGACUCAUCUCCUCUUUCUUAGGAGAAAAGCGACCAAUGGUGAACAGUUGUUCUUCCAGUUCAUUGUCAGACGCAUCAGAUGGUCUGACUGAGGCCUUCACGCUCUUGUAGUCUGCUGUGUCAUCACUGUCGCUGACAUCAGCAGCAGCGCCGCCCACUGAACUGGAAUCCGAACUCUGAUCAUCAUCGUCAUCAUCAUCCUCAGCAGCUUCCUCAGCUUUAGCUGCUUCUUUGACAUCACCUUCAUCCUCCUCUGGGUAACUCUGGAAAAUUCCCACAUUUUCCCCACUUAGGAUUGUACUCAACACUCUUUGUGAACUUAAUGGACUUAGAGUUGGUCAUCCAUACCCUGUAUGCACCUUUUUCGUACCCCAUGAACAAACCAUGUGCCCCACGCUUCCCAAGCUUGUUGCUUUGUGGGGUGUGUACCCACAUGUCAGAACCAAAGAUUCUCAUCUGUUUGAUGUUGGGUUUCUUACCAAACAUCUUCUCAUAGGGAGUACAACCAAUAGGUGAUGACAAUCUGCGAUUAAAAGUGUAAACAAAAUUUGACAGAGCCUCCCCCCAAAACUUAUCAGGGAGAUUGGCAUCAUGCAACAAUGUUUUCAUUCCUUGCAGCAACGUUUGAUUUGCUCGCUCCGCAAGCCCAUUCAUCCAUGGCGAUCUAGGCGUUGACAAGUCAUGCUGGAUUCCCUUCUCAGUCAGGAAAACUUCAAACUGCUGAGAAGUGAACUCCCCGCCUCGAUCAGUAAACAGACAGCCAAUACGUUUACCGUGAACAUUUUCCAACCAAGCACAGAAUGCCUUGAACCUAGGAAACGCUUGCGAUUUCUGCUCGAGCAUAAACACAUGAAUGUACCUGGAAAAAGAAUCAAUUAGAACCAUGAAGUACCUUGCUCCACCCAAAGAGGGCGCAAGUGGACCAACCAGGUCUGCGUGCACUAGCUGGUAGGGUUUGGAAGCCUGCCUGCUAGACUCCUUGCCUUUUGGAGCAACCUUCACCUUGUUCUCUGCACAAGAUACACAUUUCAUGUGAAACUUACAGGGUUUGAUGUUCAAACCCUCAACCAUCUCUGGCAUCUUGGCCAGUGCCUUCCAAGAGAGGUGGCAAAACCUUCUGUGUGCAUCGUGAAUGCAUCCUGCAUGAAGAACUUUGUUAGUUUGUGCAACACAACAAGAAUCAACAUUAGACACAACAGCACCAAUGUCAUCAUAAGUUAUACAGAACAAGCCAUCCAUAAACUUUGCAUGCAAAAUGUCCUCUUUGCCUUUUCUGAUGACACAGACGCUCCUCUUGAAGGAAAUCUCAAAACCACGCCCAGUAAGCUGUGGGACACUGAGCAAAUUGUCUGCAGCACCUGGAACAUAAAGUACAUCUCUGAUGGUAGUGUGCAGACUUGCCAGUUUCACAGUCCCGACUCCUGCGAUCCGCAACGUCUUUCCGUCAGCCAGGUGGAUCUCACCUUCUUGAGGUUUGAAGGAGAUAAAGAGAUGGCGGUCUUUUGAGACAUGGCGGGUACUCCCUGAAUCAACAACAAACCUGGCUUUGGCCUUUGGAGCAGUCUUUCUGGCAAGCAAAACCUUGUUUUCCACCGGCGUGGGCUUUUGCAGCUUGCCCCCCUGCUCCUGGCCAUCAGACUUGCCUUUAGCCUUUGGUGAAGCUGUGCCAGUAAACAAAACCUUGUUUUCCUCUGGCGUGGGCUCUUCACCCUCCCUCUGCUUCUGGCCAUCUGCAGGCGUCUGCCUCUGUUUACCUUUGCCCUUCCGGCCUCUGCAAAGGCGAUGACCUUGGCUCCCAUGAGAAACAGAGCUGUCAGCUGCCGACUCCUUGGCUCCCCCUGGAGGCUGGAAUGCUGCCUGGGAUGACGUGACAGUCAGCUCCCCCUGCAGCUUGCAACCGGUGCCCUCGGAAUCCCGGCAUUCACUCGCAUUCGGGGAAACAGCCAGGACCUCCGAUGCAGUCAAACUCUGGGCUGGGAUGACUGGCAAAUGGGCUAUCUUCAAAGCAUGCCACAUCUUACGUGCAGUCACAUUGCCAGCAAGCGUUUUUAUUUCCUCCAGAGAGACGGACAAGACUAUUACGUCUAUCGCCUUCAAAUUUUCGGCCUUCCAUCUAUCUGUCAGAGGAACUGGAGGGGCCUCACACACAGUAUGCCACACUCCAAACUGACGCAGCAAACUCUCACACCACACAGCCCAGGUCCCAUAAUUGUGCCAAUUUAACUUUGGGCACUCAGCAGCCUGGAAAAACUCCAUUCCAGCUUUUUAUUUGAGCCUGAGUCUUAUUCACUUCAGAGACUCCUUAUCUUGGCUCCCAUUAAUCACGAAGCCUUUGGCGCGGCUCCCAGAUCCAAUUAGGCCUGCCGGACAUCAAAGGGACUUUGCCGCGGCAACGAAAAGCCUCACUUUCGCUUUUCCUCCACAUACCUUUCAGCAGUCUGUCGCAGUCUUACUCUCCUGUAAGUGCCGUGAAUCUGGGCCCGAAACCUGUUGUUGGGAUACUGCCAGGGAGAUAAAGUCCAUCAUGGCCCCCAAGCCGUCUGCCGGACGAUCCAUCGACCUCCCGUAGGCACGCAGCGACAUGAGUUUCUAGAAAAUAUCUAUCUAUAGCUUAUAUCUUUCUCAACAACAACAACAACAAAUUUAUUAAAUUUGUGAGGUCCAUGCCUUUACACAAAAUACCAUAAAACAUUAUUAAAAAAAUAAACCAAAAAGAUUAUAAAAGUAAGCUAAAAUUCAUGCCAUGUUGUCCCAGCAAGGAAACUACCCAAAAAACCCCACCAUUCAAGGAAGAAGGUUCAGCAACAGGUUAGGAGAGCAAUGGGAGGGACCUCACCAUUUCAUCCAGGAACCAUACCCUAGUUUUCAUAGCCUUCACCACAAAGACCGCUACCACGUGAGAAAUCCGUGGAUCAGCGUCUACCAGUAAAAACUUUACUUGGUCCUCAGAGUUGACUAUUGAUUUAGGUAUAGUUUGUAACAUCGCAUCCCUGAAGGCCGAAUAGAUGGGACAAUACAACAUGUAAUGUAUGAGAUCCUCUUUGGUUCUCAUAUAACAAGGACAUAUCCGCUGCUCUACUGGGAUUUUUGCAUAUCUGCCUGACAGAUAGGCCGUAGGAAUGGUUUGAAAACGGGCCAUAGUAAAGGCUCUCCGAAGAGUGGGAUUGGUGAUAUUCGCCAAGUAGUUGGCGCAGAUUUUGACUGCUUUCAGUCGGGGAGCCAGUGGGAGGACCCUGGGAUCUGUAUUUUUGUGGUAUCUAACAGAGCGUCUCUCUCCAGGAUCCAUUUCCGGACUUUGUCCGGGCUCCACCGUUUGAGGAUAUUAAACUCCGGUAGGGUGUAUCUAACCAGGAUCUCAGAUAAGUUUUGGCGCCAAGUGGUAUUCUUUUGAAAAGAUACGAAGGCUUGUUUGGCCAAUAAGGUGUUUGAAGAGUUUGCAAGGUUGAUGUAAAAUCGUAGGAAUCUUAGGUGGGCCCUGGCAGACACAGAGGGUAAACCAACCUCCACCCUCAAGAAGGCUGCUGGGGUUCCUUGAGGAAGGCCUAGAAUCUUCUUGAGAUAGUAGUUUUGCAAAAUUUCAAGCCGUUCCAACAGCCUCUGGUUCCACCCCAGAGUUCUAUCCCAUAUAACAUCUGGGGAAUAGCUUUCCCAGCGAAGCUCUUAAUGCAGGAUCACCAAUUGUCCUCCCUGGUAUGGAAGAAACUAAGCAAAACACCAAUUGUUCUUCGUGUUAGGAUGGUUACAGCCUUAAAGUGGGCUAGCCAGCUAGAUGUAGCCUGGAAUGUAACACCCAGAUAUUUAAAAAAGGGCACUGUUCAAUCACUUGUUCAUCUAAAGACCAUCUAAAGGUGUGGCGAGCUCUAGUAAACACCACAAUUUUUGUUUUAUCAUGGUUUAUCUUUAGUGAAUUAUGGGAACAGUAGGCUGCGAUCCCCUCCAGCAUGCUGCGUAAGCCUCUUCGGGUGAGUGCCAUUAAAACCAUGUCAUCGGCAUAUAGCAAAAUAUUCAGGCGUUUACCUUCAAGGGCUGGAGCCGAUGACUUGUACUUUGCCAUGUACUGGACAAUGUCGUUUAUAUAAAAGUUGAAAAGAAAUGGGGCUAGCAGGCAUCCCUGUUUGACCCCUUUCCCCAAUGGCAGUGGGUCCGUAAGAGUUCCCGAUGGCCCAGUUCUGAUUUUGACUGUAAUGUCUGUAUGUAACUCUCUGAGAAUUUUUAAAAGUCGUCUGUCAAUGUCCGUUUCAUAUAAUUUUUCCAUAGUCUAUCUCUACAGAUUGAGUCGAAGGCAGAUGUCAAGUCUACGAAGGCCACAAAGAGUCUGCUCUUAUACGCUUUUGCAUAUUUAGCUACCAGGGUCUGUAGUACCAUACAGUGACCUAUCGUAUUGUGGCCCUUUCUAAAUCCUGCCUGUUCCUGGUUGAACAGGUUAGAAUGGUCCGCCCAAUCUACCAGCUUGUUUAAUAGGUACCGGGUAUAAAGUUUGUAUGCGAUGUCCAGAAGGCUUAUAGGGCGGUAGUUUGCUGGAUCUUGAAUGUCUCCUUCUUAUAGAUAGGGACUACCACACUUAGUUUCCAAUUUGCUGGGAUUUUACAUGUGUUGUUCAAUGACGUAAAAAGUUUGGCCAAAAGAUGGCCCACCAUUGGGCAUUUAAUUUAAAAACCUCAGGGGAUCAUGUCCUCGCCAGGAGCUUUGCCAUUUUUAAAGUUUUAAUUAGCUGUAGGCACUCUGAUUCCGUAACAGGAUCCCAACUAACUAGAUGCUCAUUCUUCAAUGGGAGGAGCGGACUCAAAUUAGCAGUAUUUGAGAGUGUGUAUAGCUUGAGAAAGUGUUGAUACCACACUUCGGAUGGAAUACUGCUGUUUAUAAUUUUUCCUUUGGAUGAGACUCCCUGUGCUACUAUUGCCCAGAAUUUUCUAUCGUCUCGCGAUUUAAUCGCCUUAUCAAGUGCCUCCCAUUGUUUCUUCCUGUAAAGGGAUUUCUUGAGUUUUAAGGUGUAUUUAUAGUGAGAGCGCCAUCUGUGGAAAUUUACCAUAGAUGACAAAGUCCUCUCCUGUUUUACCUUAUUUUGUUGUUUCCUAAGCAGGGAUCUUAGCUUCCGGCAGUCUUUGUCAAACCAGGCCCCGAUUUGUUAUGUUGUAUGGGAGGCCUGGUGUUUAUAAGAAAUGGGAAAAGGGACUCUGAGACCCGCUGAUAUAGUGAAAAAGGAUCAAAGUUAGGUAAAGGACACUGGUCUCUCAGAACCAAUAGAUCUGGAGAGUGCAGGUGUUGAUUAAUUUUAAGCUCCAGCUCGCUGUUCCAUUUACGCCUGCGUGGGGCCGGUGCUUGAGGAGGGGCUGCACAAUGUAGAUGUUGUAAUCCCCCUGAUUCAAGGGGAGUUAGUGAGAUUGCUCUAGGAAGAUGGUUGCUCUCAAUUCUAUUAAAAGUGCUGAGACCCUGUACCCUCUCCAAAAUUGUUGGAGAGACCAGGAUAUGGUCAAUCACACUUGCACCACAAGGGCCGAUAAAAGAGAAGAAACCUCCUGACCUGUCCAUGUAAGUACCAUGCAGGUUGUACAGAUUAUGCUUAAAAGCAAUCUCCAGUAAUGUAAUACCUGCCUUGUUCAAGACCUUUUCAUCAGAACUCCAAGGGAUAAGCCAGUCUGCCUCUGGUAGAAACUGGGUUUUGGAGCUAUACGAAUUGAUGUCGCUGCCUAUCCUGGCAUUAAAGUCACCUGCCAGCAGGAUGUUCCAGUCAGGGAAUUCUAUUUUGGCCUUCUCCAAGCAUGACUCCAAAUCUUCCCAGAUUUGUACUGUCUGAGAGGAAGUACACACGGGGGAUAUAGACGUUGAAACAUAGAAGAUCUCCUCCUGUGUUAUUGGAGAUAAGUAAAAUCUGAAAAUUGUUGUUCUUCAUCCACUGCAGUUGUCGCACCCUGUACCCUUGCUCUAUAGGAAUAAAAGUGACCAAACCGCCGCUAGGUCGGCCACGGUUAUUUAGUUUUUCGCAGGGGUAGCAAAAGCCGCAUAGCCCUGUAAGUAAGGGGGAUGAGAGUCUAGGCACCAGGUCUCUUGUAGACAAAUAAUCUGGAAUUUUGAGAGAAAAUCCAGAAAAUCAGCAGCGCCCUGCUUAGACAGCCAGCCCGCCACAUUCCACGAUAAGAUGUGAAAAUAUGGUGGUGAGGGGAACAAAGGUAGACUUCUCCGUUUGUUCUUUAGGAUGAUGGAAUGAAUGUUUUUGUAGAGGUGGAGUGA
Podarcis lilfordi (Lilford's wall lizard) is the source of this 46186-nucleotide messenger RNA. The record is from the annotation of a GenBank genome assembly. NCBI's taxonomy places the organism in Eukaryota, Metazoa, Chordata, Lepidosauria, Squamata, Lacertidae.